AUGGGUAUGGAACUGAACUGGCAGCUGGAAGGCUCCCAUGUACCAUAUUGUGCCCUUGAGCAAGGAACUUCAUCCCCCACAAUUGCUCUCCACCCAGGGGUGCUGCACUGCAAGGUGUUUGGAAAAGCAGAAGACACUUUAUUGUCCAUUGGUGAGAAUGGAAAUAUAAAUAUUCUCUCCGUGUUCUUGUUACAAGAUGAGUCUUGGCACAUGUCUACACUCACACUGCUGUUGCCUCUAUUGCACCACUAUACAAGUAUUCCUUGUAUUGUACUACACUGCCAUUACUGUAUGUAUGGCUACUAUUUAACCCCCUAGAGUCUAUGUUCACGCAUGCUUCAGGUGAUAGAAAUCUGAACACACUUCCAGCGCUUUAAAAAGUUGAUGUAAUUAGACUUUCCUGUGGAUAUAUUGUGUCACAUUCCUAUCUCCAAAAGGGACCAACCGCACAGACAACCGGUAUCCGCCAAACCCAGAUUAGUCUGUCAGACUGCCAGAUGGUGAAGCCAUUUCCACUGCUCCAGAGUCCAAUGGUGGCGAGCUUUACACCACUCCAGCUGACACUUGGCAUUGCGCAUGGUCUCCCGAGUGGCGCAGUGGUCUAAGGCACUGCAUCGCAGUGCUACCUGUGUCACUAGAGAUCCUGGUUCGAAUCCAGGCUCUGUCGUAGCCGGCCGCGACCGGGAGACCCAUGGGGUGGCGCACAAUUGGCCCAGCGUUGUCCAGGGUAGGGGAGGGAAUGGCCGGCAGGGAUGUAGCUCAGUUGGUAGAGCAUGGCGUUUGCAACGCCAGGGUUGUGGGUUCGUUUCCCACGGGGGGUAUAAAAAAUAAUGUAUGCACUAACUGUAAGUCGCUCUGGAUAAGAGCGUCUGCUAAAUGACUAAAAUGUAAAUGUAAUGUAAAAUGCAUGGUGAUCUUAGGCUUGCGUGCAGCUGCUCGGCCAUGGAAACCCAGUUGCUUCCAGAGGCAGUUUGGAACUCGGUAGUGAGUAUUGCAACCGAGGACAGAAAAUGUUUAUGCGCCACACGCUUCAGCACUCGCCGGUCCCGUUCUGUGAGCUUGUGUGGCCUACCACUUCGCGGUUGAGCCGUUGUUGCUCCUAGAUGUUUCCACUUCACAAUAACAGCACUUACAGUUGACCGGGGCAGCUCUAACAGGGCAGAAAUUUUAAGAACUGACUUGUUGAAAAGGUGGCCCCUAUGACGUUGCCAUGUUGAAAGUCACUGAGCUCUUCAGUAAGGCCAUUCUACUGCCAAUAUUUGUCUAUGGCUGUGUGCUCGAUUUUAUACACCUGUCAGCAACGAGUGUGGCUGAAAUAGACAAAUCCACUAAUUUGAAGGGGUGUCCACAUACUUUUGUAUAUAUAGUGUAUAUCACAUUUCUUAUGUUUUUUAAAUUGGUAUUUCAUCACCUGCCAGAUAAAAACCUAAAAUGGCCCUACUGAAAAGGUUUAUUGGCCCGAAUAAUCUGAAGUGGAUUUGGCCCGAGUACCAUUAGCCGGAGCCCAGAGUAAUAUGAUUCUGCCGGACUCUGGAAAAGCUUGGCCCACAUGAAGCCCCCCGAGCCCGAGUCCAUGCCGAGUCCCCUGAGUCUCAAACGGAAUAGGCCCGAGCCCAGCGUGUUGACUGCACUGUAAAAAAAUCUGUAAUUUUUACAGUGAAUUACUGGCAGCACAGUAGCCAGUAGGUUACUGUAGAUGUACAGUAAAAUACUGGCAUCACAGAAGGCAGUAAAUUAUUGUAGAUUUACAGGACCUUUACUGAAACACAAAUGUACAGUAUAUUACUGUAUUACCUGACUACAGCAACGUGCUGUAUUUCUAGAAUUGAUAGUGCAUUUCUGGAAGCGCAGUGGUUAAUAAACUUUUGCAAUGAGUGCAAGCAGCUAGUGCCAACGAUGGGCAAUGUUUCUGUUGCAGGUAUUUGAUAAACCUAUUUUAUUAUUUGUAUUUCGCUGGCCCGAAGUACGAUUCAUGUAUUUUGUACCACUUUAAUGAGAAUAUAUGUAUUUUGUAUUUUCAAAUACAACAAUAAACUUGCAAGUAGCCCGCUUAACUACAACAACAUUCUCGGUAACUGUAAAAUAAUCGUUUUCCUUGCUAUGACUGUGAUAUGUUCUUGGUUAUAUGCCUUAGUUUAGUGUAAGUCGUUCUGGAUAAGAUUGUCUGCUAAUGACCAAAAUGUAAAUGUAAAAAUGAACGCUUGCAAAGCACACUGCUGGGUAUUAUUCUAAUGAGCUCCACCCCCAAACAAGGACAAAUUUGAUCAAAAUAUAAAUUGUUUUUGAGGGCGGAGCUCAUUAGAAUAAUACCCAGCAGUGUGCUUUGCAAGUGUUAAUUUUUACAUUUACAUUUUGGUAAUUUACCAUACGCUUUUGUCCGGAGUGAUGUAUAGUCAGUGCAUUAAACUAAGGUUGGUGAAACAUUUCUGUAACUGUUACUGAGAAUGUUGUUGUAGUUAAAGAUAAACUGGUCUUCAAGGUGUUUUGUAUUUGUUACAAGAUACCUUUUGACGUUUCUUUGCCCAUCUCUGGUUAGUGCCAAGUACAUUACUGUAAUAUUCACAGUAACUUGCCACCAGUUUCCUGUAAGUUACUGUAAUAUCAGAGCAAUGAUACAGUACAAUACUGUAAAAUUAGCCUACUAUUCUGUAAGAAAGUAAAUACUACUGUAAUUUAAAUAUUGGCAUUUUACUGUACGUACAUGUGAUUGAUGCAAGCAGGUUGGAUGCAAGUUAUUUGUAUGUUGCUGUCACGAAUGUCAGUGAAAUGCGGUGGAAGGAGUCAGGCGCAGGACACAGAACUCUCGGAAACUUACUUUACUCAGAAUGCAAGAACACGAAACAGAAUACCUCCACACAGGGAGGAACUAACCCGCUCACCAACGACACACGUCACAAAGAAACAAUCACACACAAAAUCCAAAUGAGAGACAGGGGUAAAUAUAGGGCAUACAAUCAUACAUAAUGGAGAACAGGUGUAAACAAUACAGACUAAACUAGACAAACACCGAAACAUCGAUCGGCAGCAGCUAGUACUCCGGGGACGACGAACGCCGAAGCCUGCCCGAGCAAGGAGGAGGAGCAGCCUCGGCAGAAUCCGUGACAGUUGCAGCACUUUUACAAAUACUGUAUUUGGUGUUUUAUAUCACUUGCAUGUCUAGAGGCCUGAACAAACGCUUCCAAACUGCCCGUGAUUACAGGGAAAACAGACCAAAAGGACUUGGCAAACCACUAAAACUAUAAAGGUUUUAGACUUACUGUCACUUUAAUCUGACCCCCAUGCACAUUCAAUUGUUAGGGCACUACUACCACAUGUCAGUUCAAUUGGUACAGCAUUCUGACUAAGGGGUACAACAAAUAUAGCCACGUACAAGGCACAACUCGAAAUAUAUUAUUUCCCCGCCCACAACAUUUGACCAUAAUUUAUAGAACACUGCAGUAAAUAUACAGAAAAACAGCAAUACAGUACUUUAUUGUUAAAUUGUAUGGUAAUAAAAUUACAGCAAUUGCUAACAGUGAGUAUGUAAUUAUAUAUUACAUUGUACCAAUGAAUAUGUUGUGUUUUAUAUCACUUGCACUUGUAGAGGCCUUAACAAAGGCUUCUAAACUGGCAGUGACUACAGGGCAAAACAGAUCAAAAGGACAUGGCUAAACACUCAACCAUUAAAGGUUUGAGACUUGCUGCCACUCUGAUCUGUCCCCUAAACACAUUCAAUUGUUAGGGAACUACUUUCACAUGUCAGUUAAAUUGGUACACCACUCUCACUAAUGGAUGCAACAAAUAUAACCUCUUACAAGGCAUGCCUCGAAAUACACUGCUCAAAAAAAUAAAGGGAACACUUAAACAACACAAUAUAACUCCAAGUCAAUCACACUUCUGUGAAAUCAAACUGUCCACUUAGGAAGCAACACUGAUUGACAAUAAAUGUCACAUGCUGUUGUGCAAAUGGAAUAGACAACAGGUGGAAAUUAUAGGCAAUUAGCAAGACACCCCCAAUAAAGAAGUGGUUCUGCAGGUGGUGACCACAGACCACUUCUCAGUUCCUAUGCUUCCUGGCUGAUGUUUUGGUCACUUUUGAAUGUUUGUGGUGCUUUCACUCUAGUGGUAGCAUGAGACGGAGUCUACAACCCACACAAGUGGCUCAGGUAGUGCAGCUCGUCCAGGAUGGCACAUCAAUGCGAGCUGUGGCAAGAAGGUUUGCUGUGUCUGUCAGCGUAUGGUCCAGAGCAUGGAGGCGCUACCAGGAGACAGGCCAGUACAUCAGGAGACGUGGAGGAGGCCGUAGGAGGGCAACAACCCAGCAGCAGGACCGCUACCGCCGCCUUUGUGCAAGGAGGAGCAGGAGGAGCACUGCCAGAGCCCUGCAAAAUGACCACCAGCAGGCCACAAAUGUGCAUGUGUCUGCUCAAACGGUCAGAAACAAACUCCAUGAGGGUGGUAUGAGGGCCCGACGUCCACAGGUGGGGGUUGUGCUUACAGCCCAACACCGUGCAGGACGUUUGGCAUUUGCCAGAGAACACCAAGAUUGGCAAAUUCGCCCUGUGCUCUUCACAGAUGAAAGCAGGUUCACACUGAGCACGUGACAGACGUGACAGAGUCUGGAGACGCCGUUGAGAACGUUCUGCUGCCUGCAACAUCCUCCAGCAUGACCGGUUUGGCUCUGCCCUCCAUGUGCUCGCCAGAGGUAGCCUGACUGCCAUAAGGUACCGAGAUGAGAUCCUCAGACCCCUUGUGAGACCAUAUGCUGGUGCGGUUGGCCCUGGGUUCCUCCUAAUGCAAGACAAUGCUAGACCUCAUGUGGCUGGAGUGUGUCAGCAGUUCCUGCAAGAGGAAGGCAUUGAUGCUAUGGACUGGCCCGCCCGUUCCCCAGACCUGAAUCCAAUUGAGCACAUCUGGGACAUCAUGUCUCGCUCCAUCCACCAACGCCACGUUGCACCACAGACUGUCCAGGAGUUGGCGGAUGCUUUAGUCCAGGUCUGGGAGGAGAUCCCUCAGGAGACCAUCCGCCACCUCAUCAGGAGCAUGCCCAGGCAUUGUAGGGAGGUCACACAUGCACGUGGAGGCCACACACACUACUGAGCCUCAUUUUGACUUGUUUUAAGGACAUUACAUCAAAGUUGGAUCAGCCUGUAGUGUGGUUUUCCACUUUAAUUUUGAGGAUGACUCCAAAUCCAGACCUCCAUUGUUUGAUAAAUUUGAUUUCCAUUGAUCAUUUUUGUGUGAUUUUGUUGUCAGCACAUUCAACUAUGUAAAGAAAAAAGUAUUUAAUAAGAUUAUUUCAUUCAUUCAGAUCUAGGAUGUGUUGUUUAAGUGUUCCCUUUAUUUUUUUGAGCAGUGUAUAUUAAUGAGACAGAAACAACACUACCAUGCACCCACUAGUGUUCAAAAGGUUUUUGGCAUUCUCCCGAGUGGCGCAGUGGUCUAAGGAAUUGUGCCACUAGAGAUCCUGGUUCGAAUCCAGGCUCUGUCGUAGCCGGCCGCGACCGGGAGACCCAUGGGGCGGCGCACAAUUGGCCCAGCGUCGUCCAGGGUAGGGGACGGAAUGGCCGGCAGGGAUGUAGCUCAGUUGGUAGAGCAUGGCGUUUGCAACGCCAGGGUUGUGGGUUCGAUUCCCACGGGAGGCCAAUAUGAAAAAAAAAGAAAAAAGAAUGUAUGCACUCACUAACUGUAAGUCGCUCUGGAUAAGAGCGUCUGCUAAAUGACUAAAAUUGAAAAUGUAGAUGUAAAAUAACAGUAUGGUACUGUAUUCUGUGGGGUUGGUAUGGAAUUACAGUGAAAUACUAGCAUCACAGUAGCUAGUAAAUUACUGUAGAUUUACAGGCAAAUGUUUUUGAUUCCAAAAAUACAGUAUGGUACUGUAGUCUGUGGGGUUGUACUGCAUUACAGUAAAUUACUGGGUGCACAGUAGCUAGUAAGUUACUUCAGUUUUACAGGACAAGGUUUUUAGAUUCCGAAAAUACGGUAUGGUACUAUUUUCUGUGGGGUACAGCAUUCUCACUAACGGGUGCAACAAAUAUAGCCUCUUACAUGGCACACCUCAAAAUGUAUUAAUGAACUACAUAGAGCUACAUAUUCAUUGCCCGCCCACAAAAUUUUCCCACAAUGCACCCUAAUUCACAGUAUGCUUACAUUUACAUUACAUUUUAGUCAUUUAGCAGACGCUCCUAUCCAGAGCGACUUACAGUUAGUGAAUACAUAUUUUUUUUAUACUGGCCCCCCAUGGGAAUCGAACCCACAACCCUGGCGUUGCAAACGCCAUGCUCUAUCAACUGAGCUACAUCCCUGCCGGCCAUUCCCUCCCCUACCCUGGACGACGCUGGGCCAAUUGUGCGCCGCCCAUGAGUCUCCUGGUCGCGGCCGGCGGCGACAGAGCCUGGAUUCGAACCAGGAUCUCUAGUAGCACAGUUAGCACUGCGAUGCAGUGCCUUAGACCACUGCGCCACUCAGGAGUAGUAUGCUGCCGUAAAUAUACAGCAAAACAGGUAAUACAAUGCUUUACUGUAAAAUUACAUUGUAAAAUUACAGCAAUUGCAAUUUUACAGCAUUGUAGCGGAAUUGUAGCAGAAUACCAUUGAGCCCUGGUAUUGCAUUCCUCUUUACAGUACUGUACUGUAAUAUAGAAUUACAGUAGCAAAGGUAAGUGUUUUGCUGUAAAUGUACAGCAAUUUGUUUCAGUGUGGGUACAGUAUACCAUGAGACACUAACCGGCUUUGGUGCGCUCUGCCAGCUGUUGUUUGCCAAGUGUGCUAAGCUGUAUCAUACAAACCCUGCUGAAAAAUAACAUUUCUACAAUUGUGUCAUGUUUGCAUAGAUUGAUGUCUAUUAAUUGAGUAGCAUUUAGAUAACUGGUCAAUAGUUCAAUCAGAUUUCAACCAUAAACCAGAUAUCAGUCAAAAUAAGAGAGGGAAAAAGACAUCAUGAAAAAUACCUCUUAAUCUGGUUGUGAUCUGGUUAUAAGAAGUCCUGACCAUAUUUCAACCAGGAAAAUAUGUCUUUAUCACAUUGCAUGCACACUGGGUACAAUCAGUUAGCAAGUCAGACAUUUCUGAGUUUCGUGGUUCCGACUUGCACGUCAACGCUCCAUAACGUUCCUGGGUUCCAGACGUUUUCAUUGGCCACGUCCUAUUGCGGGCGAGACUCUAGACCACGAAUUCCUCAGCGCUCCUCAAAUUUCCUGAAAUCACAGACCUCUAGUUCUCCUCUGUAACCGUCACAUUCAGCGCCCACCUCCUCCUCGCAACAGACGCCUGAACAGAGCCGCUUUUCAAAAUGGUAAUUUACUUUAUUUCUUUGACUAUUUAACUAUUUUACUUGACAUUAAUCAAUAACAUGCGUUUUUAAACUUUCGUAUAUUUUCAUAUUUUUCUCUUCCUUGCCUCUCUCUUCCCAGAUGUUGCAAAGUGUCCCCUUCCUCGUAUUGCUGGCGAUAGCGUUCUGUCAAGCCGAGGUAAGUUGGACUUCAGAUUGUUUAGUUAACUGGUGAUCAAUGCAAAACUAAACAACAUAUUAUGAUUGAAAUAGGCUACUCCUAUAUUAAAUGUGAAAGGCUCUGCUCCCUUUACUGGCUUUAUGGGUUUUAUAUGGCGUUUUUAGGCAGGGCCUGCUAUUGCAGGGGCUUACAGGGGCUUAAGCCCCAGGGCCUAAGCCAGUAGGGGGCCCUUGAGGCAGAAAACCUUUGAAAAAAAUAAAUUUUUACAGUUAAAUUAUGUGUUUAAUAUUAGGCUCAUCAAAAAAUAUCUAAUCCCCUAUAAAAUAUCUAAGCCCCAGGGCCUAUUAUUUUAAAAUCCGGCCCUGCUUGUAGUGGCACAGCUGGAGUGCUUAGAAUGUAGACUAGUCUAGUUAUAUUUGUGACAAACAUAGGGCCUAAUAAUUAACGGCUAGAUUUAUUCAAAAUUUUUAUUCUUCAUGAUGGACCGAAGGUUUUCUUUUCAAGGGAGAACCGAUUAACAUGGCAUUAUCCAAGGGAUAUUGCGCACAAGACUUCAUUAUGGAGACAAUUAGCCAGCAGUUCAAUUAAACUGCUACAGGGACCGUUGCAUUUUAAUUGGAAAAUCUUCUUCCAAAUCCGUUUGUAGAUUAUGAUGGCCACACAGCAUAUGAUUUUAUCAUAAUGGUUUGUAGGACUAUCCAACUAAAAAAAACACAUAUAUUUAUCUUUGAUGUAGUUUAGCUAUGUUCACAGGAUGUGAAUGUGUCCUCUAUAUCUCUGAUGGAAAUGGGGCAAGGAUUGAUAUUUUUGACACUGUUUUGGACAACACAGAUGGAACAGAAAAAUAAACACACACUCACGUGCACACAUGCGCACACACGCACACACACACACACACACACACACACACACACACACACACACACACACACACACGCUAUCCUGUGAAUUUCCUCUUUCAGUGUUUGUUAAGUUGAUGAAGUGAUAGUGUUGCAAGCAAACAAGGAUACUCUUUAUUAUCUUUGGCUCCAUGGGUAACAAACAGAGUUAACUCCUACACUCAUGGGAAUUGGCCUAUAUGGAUAAGGCGAAAUGUAAAUGUAGAAGAAAUAUAGAAAUGCAUAACCAUGGUAGCAAUUACACUGAACAAAAAUAUAAACGCAACAUGCAACAAUUUCAAAGAUUUUACUGAGUUACAGUUCAUAUAAGGAAAUCAGUCAAUUGAAAUAAAUUCAUUAGGCCAUAAUCUAUGGAUUUCACAUGACUGGGAAUAAAGAUAUGCAUCUGUUGGUCACAGAUACCUUUUAAAAAAAGGUAGAGGUUUGGAUCAUAAAACCAGUCAGUAUCUGUUGUGACCACCAUUUGCCUCAUGCAGCGCAACACAUCUCCUUCGCAUAGAGUUGAUCAGGCUGUUGAUUGUGGCCUGUGGAAUGUUGUCCCACUCCUCUUCAAUGGCUGUGUGAAUUUGCUAGAUAUUAGCGGGAACUGGAACACGCUGUCGUAGACGUCAAUCCAGAGCAUCCCAAACAUGCUCAAUGGGUGACAUGUCUGGUGAGUAUGCAGGCCAUGGAAGAACUGGGAAAUGUUCAGCUUCCAGGAUUUGUGUACAGAUCCUUGCGACAUGGGGCAGUGUAUUAUCAUGCUGAAACAUGAGGUGAUGGCGGCGGAUGAGUGGCACGACAAUGGGCCUCAGGAUCUCGUCAUGGUAUCUCUGUGCAUUCAAAUUGCCAUCGAUAAAAUGCAAUUGUGUUCAUUGUCCGUAGCUCAUGCCUGCCCAUACACUAACCCCACCGCCACCAUGGGGCACUCUGUUCACAAUGUUGACAUCAGCAAACCGCUCGCCCAUACGACGCCAUGUGCCCGGUACAGUUGAAACCACAAUUAAUCAGUGAAGAGCACACUUCGCCAGCGUGACAUUGGCCAUUGGAGGUGAGCAUUUGCACACUGAAGUUGGUUACGAUGCCGAACUGCAGUCAGGUCAAGACCCUGGUGAGGAUGACGAGCACGCAGAUGAGCUUCCCUGAGACGGUUUCUGACAGUUUGUGCAGACAUUUUUCUUUUCGGUUCUACAAACCCACAGUUUCAUCAGCUGUCCGUGUAGCUCGUCUCAGACGAUCCUUUAGAUGAAGAAUGUGGAGGUCCUGUGCUGGCGUUGUUACAUGUGGUCUGCGGUUGUGAAUCCGGUUGAACAUACUGCCAAAUUCUCUAAAAAAAACGUUGGAGGCGGCUUAUGUUAGAGAAAUGAACAUUACAUUAUCUGGCAACAGCUCUGGUGGACAUUCCUGGAGUCAGCAUGCCAAUUGCACACUCCCUCGAAACAUCUGUGGCAUUGUGUUGUGUGACAAUAGUGCAGAAUUUAGAGUGGCCCAGCACAAGGUGCACCUGUGUAAUGAUCAUGCUCUUUAAUCAGCUUCUUGAUAUGCCAUACCUGUCAGGUGGAUGGAUCAUCUUUUCAAAGGAGAAAUGCUCACUAACAGGGAUGUAAACAAAUUUGUGCAUAAAAUAUUAGAUAAAUACGCUUUUUGUGCGUAUGGAACAUUUCUGGGAUCAUUUAUUUCAGCUCAUGAAACAUGGGACCAACAAUUUACAUGUUGUGUUUAUAUUUUUAUUUAGUGUAAAGGUGAACAGUUUGGAGAUUUUAUGUGUAUUUACAGUUACGAAAUCUGAAAGUAUUCUGGAUACAUUCAGUAACAUGAUACGAAUAUUCAAAAGGAAAUUCGGAGAGGCAGAUCAUAAUUUUGGCGCGCAUAGAAUUGAGUCAUGAGUGCAUUCAGAUGCGUGGUCCGCGUCAAAUUUUCUUCACAAUACAGGACAACCCAGGGUAUGAUGCCAUGUCAUCUUGUAACUGUACAUCAAACAUAGUGAUCAUAAACGUUGACACUAUAUUACAUUCGUUUUAUGAUAUGGAAAUGUGAAGUGCACUUUUGGACUCACGGGUGUUUGGAUUGCUUGUAUGACAUCAAAGCGGUAUUUAUUAUAAUCCUCAACGCCUCAUCUUUCAAAAUACAUUGAGUCCUCGUAAUUUAUAGCAAUUCCCUCACUCAGACAACAAAAAAGUUGCCCAAUUAUCGGUAGGGAUGGUGCAACUUCUUGUCACGCGCGGGGCUCAAGUACAGAAUGUCUGUCAGUCAAAACUCAUACAGAGCUCUGAAGCGGAGACCCUGAGCUCUGAAGUCAUUUGUAACAUGUUACUGUACAGCUGCUGCGUUCCAAUUUAGGCACAGUGUCCAAAUCAACCAUUUUCAACCCGUAUACGGGUACGAGUGUAAAUGCUUAAUAAACAGCUGAGCUAACUAUACAAGGAUCAGGAGGACUGUUUGCUGUGCUGGGGUUGUGUUUGGGUGGUCAGUGGGUGUGUGUGUGUGUGGAUUGUAACACUCACCCGUGUGGGUCUCACACGCUGUGGUGCUAAGUAACCCCUGAGUAAACACUGAACUAAAGUGGUAGAGAUGUGGUUUCUUGAAACCACACAUGGUUAGUACUGUCACACACACACACCCGGGUUGUCUAUUUUCAAUGAUUUGUCAAUAAACUGAAAAUGUAUUUAUUUAUGACAAAAGUUGUUCAAUUUGGGGAUUUUUUAUUUCAAAUAACUUCCUGAAUUGACUGACUUCAAUUCGAAUUGACCCCAACCCUGACACACAUUUGUAGGCUUCAGGGUUAGAUUGUGGAAAACACUUUGGAAUUCCAAAUAUGUUCAGGAAUUACUGUGGAAUUCCAAAGAUUUUCAGGAAUUAGGCUACUUUGGAAUUACUUUGCUUUUCAGGUUGACCCUAAUUUCUGGAGUAAGAUUAUAGGUCAAGGUUUGGGAGAGGUUAGCUUUUGGGUUGAGGUUUAGCAUGGCUGUAGUUCUCUCUCUAGACUUGCGGUAGAUUGCAGGGUGAACUAAGUCAGCCUCUACUCAUUGUCAUUACACGUCCAGACAGUGAUCACUAUCAGUUCCAGCAGUACUACCUCCAGGCCCUCUGCUGACCUCCUAGUGCUGCCCCUGUCAUUGCCUGCUGGAAAGGCCCUUUGUGUGGGUCUUUAUUGGAUCUGUUACCUCUCUCAUUUGUGACCUCUGGCACUGAGAAGACUGAGUACAGACCAGAGUUUGUAGAAUGUUGCUGUGGAGUAUGUGGGAGAGGCAUUAUAAAUACAUAUAUUCUUUAAGGGUAAUUACCCUGUUAAUAUACAGCCUAUUGACAGACUGAGUAGGAAUGUUAAAGUGGCCUGGUAGUACACUGUCUUAAGGCGGUCUUGGGGAUUGUUUAGUUAUACAAUGUGUUGGUAUACAGUUUACAGUUUACUUUAAAAGCCAAUGUAUGCUUGAUCCGAAAAUGUGGUCGGAGGCUCUGUAUAGAGGGUGUGACGCAAUUGAGGAGCCUCCGGAGGCAUGCAGAGGCCAAAUUGAGCUCCGUACCGCAUUGCCGUGUGCCUUCCAAAUUUUUUAACAAUGCAGAGGGCUCCGUGUAGCUCCGCAUUGACAUGAUUGGUUGUUGGUAGGUGGGGGUGGGAGGUGCUGUAUAAACACAAACUAACUUCCUUGAUAACUUCCUUCACAACAGCUCUGCUCAACAGCUCUGCGCUGCUCCGUGAAGCGCAAGAAGUAUGAAUGCCCUGACUUCUGCAGAAGCAUACCACCGUAAAUGUUGCACAGCCAAUGCAGAUCCGGAUUGACCAUGCAGAGCCUUUAAGGCUGACUACAAUGUUGCACUGCAUGGCAGUCUUUAGUGAUUAUUUCAAGUUUCAAUCCCUAUUGUGUAGUUACUGUAGCUGCAGAUACUGUACCUCAGGUGUAUGUGUUUUGUGUGUGUGUGAGUGUAUGUGAGUGUGAGUGUUGUUGUUUGAUGGCUUUUUAUAUUGCUGACAUGAGAAUGCUAAGUUAUUAAAAUGUGAAAGCUGGCUACAGAUUUAUUAUGAAGGAGAGAAUGCCUGGGUGCGUCCUGAGGCAAGAAAUUGCUGUUUGCAGAUAAGAGGCUCAGAGAUAGUACGGCUGGGCUCACGGCUAUUCUCUCUGUCUGUGUGGAGACUGAGGAGAGAUAUGCAUCUGGUAAAUAAGAUGUUGACGUUUCCCACACACACACACACACACACUGUGAGAGUGAGAUGCGAAGGCUGUGUGUGGGCACACACUCACACACACUUUUCUCUUCUCCAGGCAUCCUGCGUUAUUGCAUUACCCAUGGUGGCCGGUGUAAUAACACAGUAGCUCAGUUCAGAACCACGGCUGGAUCUUUGAAAAUACAGGCUUCAGGAGAGAAACAGAACAAUGGCCGUCUACGCCAUGCACAGUAUACAACCUUUCUACUCACACACAGUGGAUAGACAACCACUCUACUCACACACAGGGGAUAGACAACCUCUCUACUCACACACAGGGGAUAGACAACCUCUCUACUCACACACAGGUGAUAGACAACCUCUCUACUCACACACAGGGGAUAGACAACCUCUCUACUCACACACAGUGGAUACACAACCUCUCUACUCACACACAGUGGAUAGACAAGUUCUCUACUCACACACAGAGGAUAGACAACCUCUACUCACACACAGUGGAUAGGCAACUUCUCUACUCACACACAGUGGAUAGACAACCUCUCUAUACACACACAGUGGAUAGAUACACACUAAAAACAAAUGGUUCUAUAUACUGCCAAAUAAGGGUUAUUUGGUUUGUAACCACAGUGGAUCCCUUUUUGGUGCUCUAUAUAUAAAACAUUUUUGAAGGUUCUAUAAAGAACCAUGCUCAUAAGGUUCUAAAUGGAACCUGUAUGGUGCUAUGAAGAACCAUUAAAAAAAGGUUUUAUAUAGCACCAAAAAAGGGUUCCGCAAUGGUUACAACCCUUUUUGGGACUAUAUAGAAUGCUUUUUUUUAUGGUUAUUUAUAGAACAUUUAUGGAGAAAGGUUUUUUAUAGAACCAUUCUCAAUCUCAAAGGUUCUUUAUAGAUCCUUUUGAAGAACCACAGUUUUUUUUUGGUCUAAUUUUCCAUAUUAUGUUGUUAAAAUUCCAUAGGUGUUAUUAUUGUGGCAAUUUACAAGUUGAAUCAAGUGUGCUACAUCUGGAACAGCUGGGGAUCCCUGAGGAGACACAAGGCCAUACGUGAAUCUUUCACAAGACACGAUCACUGGCCAUAGUCAUAUAUAACAUGCAGUUACAUAACACAACAGAUUAGAUGAACUGUAAUGACACUCUCACUCAAGGUUGCACAAAAAGGCACAGCUAACCAUGCCCCACAUUAUUUCAAUGAGCGGCCGUCCAUAUAUUUGAAUGAUCACUAAAAGAGCAAAGAACUGCAAAGAACCACUGAAGGGAUCAAAUUCCCAAAGAACGCUUGAGGAACCCUCUUUUCUUAGUGGGUACUCUCAAAGCUGAAGGACAUGAUGUAGGACGUAGCUUCAUGGCGCCGACAAAGAUGGCGGCCUCGCGACUAGCUCUUAGGAAACUUUGCAGUAUUUUGUUUUUUUAUGUAUUAUUUUUUACAUUAUUAGCUCAGAAAGUGUUUUGCAUCAUUACAUACAGCCGGGAAAAACUAUUGGAUAUCAGAGCGGCGGUAACUCACCAGCAUUACGACCAGGAAUACGACUUUCCCGAAGCAGAUCCUUUGUUGCUCUCCCCAGUGCAACUGAACUGAUUCCAGCGGCUGACCCAAAACAUCGCCGGCGGAGGAGAGGCACUCGGAGCGGCCUGCUGGUUCGAUUUAGGAGGCGCACACCACCCACCGCUUCCAAGUAUUCUACUCGCUAAUGUUCAGUCUUUGGUUAACAAGCUCCUUCCAGAGAGACAUCAAGGCAUGUAACAUCCUCUGUUUCACGGAAACAUGGCUCUCUUGGGAUAUUCUGUCGGAAUCGGUCCAGCCAGAUGGGUUCUGAGUUUAUCGCGCAGACAGGAAUAAAUAUCUCUCCGGGAAGCAGAAGGGCGGAGGUGUGUGUUUCUUGAUUAACGACUCAUGGUGUAAUUGUAGUAACAUAGAGGAACUCGAGAUAAUUUUAUUUGGUUAUAGUCACGGCCAUGUAUAUCCCCCCUCAAGCCGAUACCACGACGGCCCUCAAAGAACUUCACUGGACCUUAUGCAAACUGGAAAGCACAUAUCCUGAGGCUGCAUUUAUUGUAGCAGGGGAUUUUAACCAAGCAAAUUUGAGGACUAGGCUGCCGAAGUUCUAUCAACAUAUCGACUGUUGUACUCGCGCUGCUAAAAUCCUCGACCAUUGCUAUUCGAACUGGAUGGUUAUAAGGCCCUCCCCCACCCUUCUUUCGGCAAAUCUGACCACAACUCCAAUUUUGCUUCUCCCUUCCUAUAGGCAGAAACUCAAACAGGAAGUACCCAUGCUAAGGACUAUUCAACACUGGUCUGACCAAUCGGAAUCCACGCUUCAAGAUUGUUUUGAUCACGCGGACUGGGAUAUGUUCCGGGUAGCUUCCGGAAAUAAUUUAAACGAAUACACUGAAACGGUGACUGAGUUUAUCAGGAAGUGUAUAGGUGAUGUUGUGCCCACUGUGACUAUUAAAACCUACCCUAACCAGAAACCGUGGAUAGAUGGCAGCAUUCGCGCAAAUCUGAAAGCGCGAACCACCGCAUUCAACCAUGGCAAGGUGACUGGGAAUAUGGCAGAAUACAAACAGUGUAGCUACUCACUCCGCAAGGCAAUUAAACUGGCAAAACAUCAGUAUAGAGACAAAGUGGAGUCGCAAUUAAACGGCUCAGACACGAGACGUAUGUGGCAGGGUCUACAGACAAUCACGGACUACAAAAGGAAAACCAGCCACGUCGCCGACACCGACGUCUCGCUUCCAGACAAGCUAAACACCUUCUUUGCCCGCUUUGAGGAUAACACAGUGCCAGUGAUGAGGCCCACUACCAAGGACUGUGGCCUCUCCUUCUCCAUGGCCGACGUGAUUAAGACAUUUAAGCAUGUUAACCCCCGCAAGGCUGCCGGCCCAGACGGCAUCCCUAGCCACGUCCUCAGAGCAUGAGCAGACCAGCUGGCUGGUGUGUUUACAGACAUAUUCAAUCUCUCCCUUUCCCAGUCUGCUGUUCCCACAUGCUUCAAGAUGGCCACCAUUGUUCCUGUACCCAAGAAAGCAAAGGUAACUGAACUAAAUGACUAUCGCCCUGUAGCACUCACCUCUGUCAUCAUGAAGUGCUUUGAGAAACUAGUCAAGGAUCAUAUCACCUUUACAUUACCUGUCACCCUAGACCCACUGCAAUUUGCAUACCGCCCCAAUAGAUCUACAGACGACGCAAUCGCCAUCACACCGCACACUGCCCUAUCCCAUCUGGACAAGAGGAAUACCUAUGUAAGAAUGCUGUUCAUUGACUAUAGCUCAGCAUUCAACACUAUAGUACCCUCCAAGCUCAUCAUUAAGCUCAAGGCCCUGGGUUUGAACCCCGCCCUGUGCAACUGGGUCCUGGACUUCCUGACAGGCCGCCCCCAGGUGGUGAAGGUAGGAAACAACAUCUCCACUUCGCUGAUCCUCAACACUGGGGCCCCACAAGGGUGCGUGCUCAGCCCCCUCCUGUACUCCCUAUUCAACCAUGACCGCGUUACAAAGCACGCCUCCAACUCAAUCAUCAAGUUUGCAGAUGACACAACAGUCGUAGGCUUGAUUACCAACAAUGAUGAGACCGCCUACAGGGAGGAGGUGAGGGCUCUGGGAGUGUGGUGCCAGGAAAAUAACCUCUCACUCAACAUUAACAAAACAAAGGAGAUGUUCUUGGACUUCAGGAAACAGCAGAGAGUGCACCCCCCUAUCCUCAUCGACGGGACUGCAGUGGAGAAGGUGGAAAGCUUCAAGUUCCUUGGCGGAGACAUCACCGACAAACUGAAAUGGUCCACCCACGCAGACAGUGUGGUGAAGAAGGCGCAACAGAGCCUCUUCAACCUCAGGAGGCUGAAGAAAUUCGGCUUAGCACCUAAAACCCUCACAAACUUUUACAGAUGCACAAUUGAGAGCAUCCUGUCGGGCUGUAUCACCGCCUGGUAUGGCAACUGCACCGCCCACAACCGCACGGCUCUCCAGAGGGUGGUGCGGUCUGCCGAACACAUUACCGGGGGCAAACUACCCGCCCUCCAAGACACAUACAGCACCCGAUGUCACAGGAAGGCCAAAAAGAUCAUCAAUGACAUCAACCACACGAGCCACUGCCUGUUCAUCCCGCUAUCAUCCAGAAGGCAAGGUCAGUACAGGUGCAUCAAAGCUGGGACCGAGAGAAUGAAAAACAGCUUCUAUCUCAAGGCCAUCAGACUAUUAAAUAGCCAUCACUAGCACAUUAGAGGCUGCUGCUGCCUAUUGAAAUCACUGGCCACUUUAAGAAAUGGAACACUAGUCACUUUAAUAAUGUUUACAUAUCUUGCACUACUCAUCUCAUAUGUAUAUACUGCAUUCUAUUCUAUAAUAUUCUACUGUAUCUUAGUCCAUGCCGCUCUGUCAUUGCUUGUCCAUAUAUGUAUAUAUUCUUAAAUCCCAUUCCUUACUAAUUUUGUGUGUAUUGGGUAUAUCACCAAUUUGUAAGUCGCUCUGGAUAAGAGCGUCUGCUAAAUGAUGUAAAUGUAAAUGUAAAUGUUGUGAAAUAGUUAGAUAUUGCUUGUUAGAUAUUACUGCACUGUCGGAGCUAGAAGCACAAGCAUUUCGCUACACCCGCUAUAACAUCUGCUAAACACAUGUAUGUGACAAAUACGAUUUGAUUUGAUUUGAUUUGGAAUACUGAUUGUUUGCAUUGUUUUUCACUAGUUCUACAGUAUAACCAAAUAUAAAUGAUUAUGUUUACACUUCGUUAACUAUUGGUCGUAGAAUCACAUAACUAAUGUUAGCGACUAGCAAUGCACAAAACUACAUUUAGCAGGCUACUCUAGAGUCGUAGUAGAGUAACUGCCUCCCAAGCUGAGGUACAAUAUCCGACUGGAGCUGACAGUGACAGAGUCGCUGCCUCCCAGGCACCAUGCUGUGUAGCUGUUAUUGCUCUCAUUGGAAGGUGCUGCCUGGGCUAUAAAUACCAUGCCCAGGUGGAGUGAACAGAGCUGGAACAUGGGGGACUGCUCUAAUUGUUCUAGUUCUACAUUCACACACACGCACACACACACGCGGGCACGCAAGCAAGCACACACACAUUGAGAGUGAGGGAGAGAGAGGGAGAGGGAGAGGGAAAGGGAGAGGGAGAGGGAGAGAGAGGGAGAGAGAGAGAGAGAUCUGCACUUCCUAACUUCCUGCCAAAUGUAUGACCAUAUUAGAGACACAUAUUUCCCUCAGAUUACUCAGACCCACAAAGAUAAACUCCCAUAUCUAUUAAGUGAAAUACCACAGUGUGCCAUCACGGCAGCAAGAUUUGUGACCUGUUGCCACAAGAAAAGGGCAACCAGUGAAGAACAAACACCAUUGUAAAUACAGCCCAUAUUUAUGUUUAAUUAUUUUCUCUUUUGUACUUUAACUAUUUGCACAUCGUUACAACACUGUAUAUAGACAUAAUGACAUCUGAAAUGUCUCUAUUUCUUUGAAACAUUUGUGAGAGUAAUGUUUACUGUUCAUUUUUUAUUGUUUAUUUCACUUUUGUUUAUUAUCUAUUUCACUUGCUUUGGCAAUGUAAACAUAUGUUUCCCAUGCCAAUAAAGCCCUUUGAAUUGAAUUGAGAGAGAGACAGAGUGUGUGUGCCAGUGUUUUAUGGCCAUGUUGUGUAAUCUCCUCACUCUUGUCUAGUCAUGAAAGGAGACCUCAUUAACCAGCUGUACUGCUCUCUUAUCAUCAUCAGAGACACAGAAACACAUGUGCAUGCGCGCGCGCACACACACACAAAGACAUGUCAUGCCUCACUGCCUUCUAUGGUUGUUUUGUAACAGCAUCCUCUCUCUCUCUAGCCUAUAAUUUCUGUAGCUAGCUCCAUCUCUCUUCAUAUCCUGUGUGUGUGUGUGUGUGUGUGUGUGUUUGUGUGUGUGUGUGUGUGUGUGUGUGUUUGUGUGUCGGGGGAUAGGACCAGGCACAAAGAUAGCACUUGGCGGCAUUCCCAAGCAUCGGGCCCAAAUUUGCGGGCAAUUAAUACCAAGCAGAGCCCUGGGAGGCACACAAAACACACACACACACACACACACACACACACACACACACACACACACACACACACACACAGCCUAAUUUCAGUGCAGCUUCAAUAUGAAAUGGUUUAUGACACAGUAAUUGAAUGUAGAAAAUGGACACGGACCUAUCUGACUCGGCAGAACACUUGAAUUGACACAGUGUAUUGAACUUUGAUGAUAACCGUGGUCUCCAGCAUCUGAUCAUUCCAGUCCCCAAAAUGGCUGUCCCCAUUCUACAUAUUCCAUCCUAUACUGUGGAGGUCUGCAAACAGGCCCACUUCCUUCUCCAAACACACUUUCAGCCAUUAGCCCUGACUGUGGCCCCUUGGAGGGAGUAGUGUCUGGGGCAGGGAAACUACCCAUUCCCAUGGCCUGGGCCUGGAUCUGAGCCCUCCCACCCAGACAGACUGGAAGGCUGCCCAGAACAGGCAGGGAGGGAAGUGGGGGGGAGAGAGAGAGAACAGGAAAAGAGGGAUUGAGAAGGGAGGAUAAGGGAGAGAGGGGCUGGGAAGGAAAUAAUGGAUAAUUUACGACAGAAAGAAGAGAUUUUCACAUAAAGAAAGAUACAGGAAAGAAGGAAAGAUGAGGGUAUGGAUAAUGAAAGUGGGACACAAAGUCGGCACGAGAGUGAGAGAUAGCGAGAGAGAGAGAAAGAAAGAGAGAGAAGCCUCCCCGUUGGAUUUAGCAAUGGAAAUGGGGGGAAUGGGACAGGGGUGUUAUUGUCUUGCCUGUGAGACUGUGCCAUGUGCCCACAGGGUUAGGGAGGGCGGGGUGGCACUCUGUUUUAGGGACUUUAUUUUCGCCAUGACAACUUCCUGACUUUUUAAUUAUUUAUUUAUUUCACCUUUAUUUAACCAGGUAAGCCAGUUGAGAACAAGUUCUCAUUUACAGCUGCGACCUGGCCAAGAUAAAGCAAAGCAGUGCGAUAAAAACAACAACACAUAGUUACAUAUGGGGUAAACAAAACAUAAAGUCAAAAAUACAACAGAAAAUAUAUAUACAGUGUGUGCAAAUGUAGCAAGUUAUGGAGGUAAGGCAAUAAAUAGGCUAUAGUGCAAAAUAAUUACAAUUUAGUAUUAACACAGGAAUGAUAGAUGUGCAAGAGAUGAUGUGAAAAUAGAGAUACUGGGGUGCAAAUGAGCAAAAUAAAUAACAAUAUGGGGAUGAGGUAGUUGGGUGGGCUAAUUUCAGAUGGGCUGUGUACAGGUGCAGUGAUCGGUAAGGUGCUCUGACAACUGAUGCUUAAAGUUAGUGAGGGAGAUAAGAGUCUCCAGCUUCAGAGAUUAUAGCAGUUCGUUCCAAUCAUUGGCAGCAGAGAACUGGAAGGAAUGGCGGCCAAAGGAGGUGUUGGCUUUGGGGAUGACCAGUGAGAUAUAUCUGCAGGAGCGCAUACUACGGGUGGGUGUUGCUAUGGUGACCAACGAGCUAAGAUAAGGCGGGGAUUUGCCUAGCAGUGAUUUAUAGAUGACCUGGAGCCAGUGGGUUUGGCGACGAAUAUGUAGUGAGGACCAGGCAACAAGAGCGUACAGGUCACAGUGGUAGGUAGUAUAUGGGGCUUUGGUGACAAAACGGAUGGCACUGUGAUAGACUACAUCCAAUUUGCUGAGUAGAGUGUUGGAGGCUAUUUUGUAAAUGACAUCGCCAAAGUCAAGGAUCGGUAGGAUAGUCAGUUUUACGAGGGCAUGUUUGGCAGCAUGAGUGAAGGAGGCUUUGUUGCGAAAUAGGAAGCUGAUUCUAGAUUUAACUUUGGAUUGGAGAUGCUUAAUGUGAGUCUGGAAGGAUAGUUUACAGUCUAACCAGACACCUAGGUAUUUGUAGUUGUCCACAUACUCUAGGUCAGACCCGCCGAGAGUACUGAUUCUAGUCGGGUGGGCGGGUGCCAGCAGCGUUCGAUUGAAGAGCAUGCAUUUAGUUUUACUAGUGUUUAAGAGCAGUUGGAGGCUACGGAAGGAGUGUUGUAUGGCAUUGAAGCUCGUUUGGAGGUUUGUUAACACAGUGUCCAAUGAAGUGCUAGAUGUAUACAAAAUGGUGUCGUCUGCAUAGAGGUGGAUCUGAGAGUCACCAGCAGCAAGAGCGACAUCAUUGAGAUACACAGAGAGAAGAGUCGGCCCGAGAAUUGAACCCUGUGGCACACCCAUAGAGACUGCCAUAGGUCCAGUCAACAGCCACUCCGAUUUGACACAUUGAACUCUAUCUGAGAAGUAGUUGGUGAACCAGGCGAGGCAGUCAUUUGAGAAACCAAGGCUAUUUAGUCUGCCAAUAAGAAUGCUAGAGACGGCUGCACAGUACUGUCUACUAUCGAUCACGGUUAUAAUAUCGUUUAGGACCUUGAGCGUGGCUGAGGUGCACCCAUGACCAGCUCGGAAAAACCGGAUAGCAUAGUGUAGAAGGUACGGUGGGAUUCGAAAUGGUCUGUGAUCUGUUUGUUAACUUGGCUUUCAAACACUUUCGAAAGGCAGGGCAGGAUGGAUAUAGGUCUGUAACAGUUUGGCUCUAGAGUGUCACCGCCUUUGAAGAGGGGGAUGACCGCGGUGCUUUCCAAUCUCUGGGGAUGUCAGACGUUACAAAAGAGAGGUUGAACAGGCUAGUAAUAGGAGUUGCGACAAUUUCGGCUGUUAAUUUUAGAAAGAAAGGGUCCAGAUUGUCUAGCCCAGAUGAUUUGUAGGGGUCCAGAUUUUGCAGCUCUUUCAGAACAUCAGCUGUCUGAAUUUGUGUGGAGGAGAAGCGGGGUGGGGGGGCAAGUUUCAGCGGAGGGUGCAGAGUUGGUGGCCGGGGUAGUGGUAGCCAUGUGGAAAGCAUGGCCAGCCGUAGCAAAAUGCUUGUUGAAAUUCUCGAUUAUUGUAGAUUUAUCGGGGUGAUAGUGUUUCCUAGCCUCAGUGCAGUGGGCAGCUGGGAGGAGGUGCUCUUAUUCUCCAUGGACUUUACAGUGUCCCAAAACAUUUUGGAGUUAGUGCUACAGGAUGCACAUUUCUGUUUAAAAAAGCUAGCCUUUGCUUUCCUAACUGCUUGUGUAUAUUGGUUCCUAACUUCCCUGAAAAGUUGCAUAUCGCCGGGGCUAUUCGAUGCUAAUGCAGUACGCCACAGGAUGUUUUUGUGCUGGUCAAGGGCAGUCAAGUCUGAGGAGAACCAGGGGCUAUAUCUGUUCUUAGUUCUGAGUUCUUUGAAUGGGGCAUGCUUAUUUAAGAUUGAGAGGAAAGCACUUUUAAAGAACAUUGCCAAAGCAAGUGAAGUAGAUAGUAAACAAAAGUGAAAUAAACAAUACAUAUUAACAGUAAACAUUACACUCAGUAGUUCCAAAGGAAUAAAGACAAUUCAAAUGCCAUAUUAUGUAUACAUACAGUGUCGUAACAAUGUGCAAAUAGUUAAAGUACAAAUGGGAAAAUAAAUAAACAUAAAUAUGGGUGGUAUUUACAAUGGUGUUUGUUCUUCACUGGUUGCCCUUUUCUUGUGGCAACAGGUCACAAAUCUUGCUGCUGUGAUGGCACACUGUGGUAUUUCACCCAGUAGAUAUGGGAGUUUAUCAAAAUUGGGUUUGUUUUCAAAUUCUUUGUGGAUCUGUGUAAUCUGAUGGAAAUAUGUGUCUCUAAUAUGGUCAUACAUUUGGCAGGAGGUUAGGAAGUGCAGCUCAUUUUCCACCACAUUUUGUGGGCAGUGUGCACAUAGCCUGUCUUCUCUUCAGAGCCAGGUCUGCCUACGGCGGCCUUUCUCAAUAGCAAGGCUAUGCUCACUGAGUCUGUACAUAGUCAAAGCUUUCCUUAAGUUUGGGUCAGUCACAGUGGUCAAGUAUUCUGCCACUGUGUACUCUCUGUUUAGGGCCAAAUAGCAUUCUAGUUUGCUCUGUUUUUUUGUUAAUUCUUUCCAAUGUGUCAAGUAAUUCCAGACACGUAUAUAAGAAAACGACAUCUCCAAGAAACAAAUACAGAUCAAUACAAGAUGGUAUAUUAUCUCGCUCCAUUUGGCCAGAGAACCAGACACUAACACCAGUCUGUGGCCAUGUCCUAAGUCUGCCUGCUACUUCCUAAAAUGACAUACUAUGUACUAAUCGUACUACAUACUAUUUAGAACGUAUUGUUUAGUAAAAACGAAUGCAGUAAGCAACAAAUGUCAACAUACAGUCUCAUACAUAAUGAGAAUGCGUAAUCUAAUGUGCGUUGAUUCCCGCUAUUCGUUAUUUAUUUAUUUUUUACAGCUUGUCACCUCUGAUAAUCAGCUGUUGUCAAACAUGUGGGUCUGGAAAGACAAUUCCCUUCCUCAAUAAUGUGCAGCGAAUUCUACUAGCUGAAAAGCCGAAAUGAGUAUGACAUCCUGGUAUUUAAAGCAUACAAAAAAUAUAUAUAUUUAAUUUAAAACAAUAUAUUUUCGCUACCCAAAAUGCCUACUAUUUAGAAGGCAAGUACGGAUAUUCGGACACGGCCAAUGUGUAUGGACCAAAGACUACCAGAGAGCCUGUAUGUAUGGAUGUCAUAUAUCUCUGUAUCUCUUCCUUAUAUCACCCUCACACUGUUUCCUCAUCACAGCUACAUACUGGUCACUCCUCUCUCACUCUCACUCUCACUCUCACUCUCACUCUCACUCUCACGUUUCAGCUCAGAGGAGGAUGAGGAAACACUGUCAUGCUGUAGUGUGGUGUCUAAUGCACUGCAGGUCAUUUCAGUUCACUACUGGUUGCUCAGCAGUGGUUCCCUCCCAAACUCCCCUAACUCCUUUAAACAGAACUCAGGGGAGUAAAGGUAUGAUGAAAGCCUGAUUAGUUGGACCUCGGGCUCAAAAGUGUGAGCAUCCAUAUGCAGUCUUUGUAGAAUAUAGGUCUGUUUCGGGAGAGUUAAAAGUAGACAUGUAGAAAUGAAGGAGCUGGCAUCAAAAAAAAGUAUUCCUCCAAAUUAUUCUAAAACGUUGUAAUUAAAACUGCUGUAAAGUAUUUUUUUCUCUGGGCUAGCCUCCAAUGUGUCCCUGAGCUGAGGAGAGAGGUCCUCUCCUCUCCUCUCCUCUCCUCCCUCUCUCUGACCUGGUUUGGACUGGCCUUUGGACUGGCAUUGGCCUGGGUCUGAGUUGUGUGCAUAGGCUAGGACAACCCUGGGGAAGCUGGGAGUUGUGAAGAGAAGCAGGGAGAGGAGGGAAAUAGGAACGAGGGGGCGGAGGAGGGGGGAGUUUGGGGGAACGACCCUCUUACCCAGAUAUUGAUGAGAUUUUGGCUCCUGAGAAACCCCAGUAGACCUUGACAGAGGCACAGUUGAGCACCCAACCAAUAUCUACUUGUUUACUCUUCCCCUCUUGGUGUGACUCUUCACUCCUUUCCUCCCUCCCUUCCUCUUUCUCCCUAUCUCUUCUGAUUAUUUUCUCACUCUCCCUUUUAUUCAUAUUCUUACCCUCUCUUGUUCCCUAUGUACAGUACCUUUCUUUCAUGCUCUUUUCCCCCCUCUUUCUCCUUUCCUCCCUCCCCUGUUGGAGUUUAAUAAGAAACAUGUGUCUGAGAUCUAUGAAUGUUUGAUUGGGAGGGGAGUAUAGGCAUGAUGUCAUCCAUGGUGAGCUGCAGAGAGUCAGUGAGCCAUUAGUUUAAAACUCCCCUUACACAUUUCUAUAGAGGGGUGUAUGUGGAUGGGCAUUGGUUUGUUAAUUGAAAUUAUAAACUGGGUUGUUCGAGCCCUGAAUGCUGAUUGGCUGACAGCCGUGGUAUAUCAGAUCUGUUACCACGGGUAUGACAAAAUAUUUAUUUUUACUGCUCUAAUUACUUGGUAACCAGUUUAUAAUAGCAAUAAGGCACCUGUGGUAUAUGGCCAAUAUACCACGGCUAAGGGCUGUAUCCAGGCACUCCGCGUUGCAUCGUGCAUAAUAACAACUCUUAGCCGUGGUAUAUUGGCCAUAUACCACACACCCUCAUGCCUUAUUGCUUAAGUAUAGGAUGGAUUAGCACUAAUCUCACUGACCUUUUACUGUGGUUGCUGUUAGCAAUACUGUUGUUUAAAAGGUAGUUACAGAUUCUGUUGCAGGUGAAAAGAGAGGGAGCAGAGAAGGAGUGGGAGAUGGGUUUUAUCCUUGCUUUUAAUUGGCUAUCAAUGUUCUGUAUACUAAUGAGUGCAGUGGUGCAUCCUGGGAAGGGACUAAUGGGGGUUGUAAAGUAACCCCACAACAGAAAGCAUCAAUCCAGCUACUGACUCAGUGGAUAAUUACACACACACACAUGCAUAUAUACACACAAAGAGAAAGUAAACCAAUCGCAGAAGUAAUCUCACUAUGAAAUUAAAACCCCACUGUGAAGUGUGAGUGUACACUAAUUUAUUCUUACUAUGUUACCUCCCAUUCCAUACAGUGAGGGAAAAAAGUAUUUGAUCCCCUGCUGAUUUUGUACGUUUGCCCACUAACAAAGAAAUGAUCAGUCUAUAAUUUUAAUGGUAGGUUUAUUUGAACAGUGAGAGACAGAAUAACAACAAAGAAAUUCAGAAAUACGCAUGUCAAAAAUGUUAUAAAUUGAUUUUUCAUUUUAAUGAGGGAAAUAAGUAUUUGACCCCCUCUCAAUCAGAAAGAUUUCUGGCUCCCAGGUAUCUUUUAUACAGGUAACGAGCUGAGAUUAGGAGCACACUCUUAAAGGGAGUGCUCCUAAUCUCAGCUUGUUACCUGUAUAAAAGACACCUGUCCACAGAAGCAAUCAAUCAAUCAGAUUCCAAACUCUCCACCAUGGCCAAGACCAAAGAGCUCUCCAAGGAUGUCAGGGACAAGAUUGUAGACCUACACAAGGCUGGAAUGGGCUACAAGACCAUCGCCAAGCAGCUUGGUGAGAAGGUGACAACAGUUGGUGCGAUUAUUCGCAAAUGAAAGAAACACAAAAUUACUGUCAAUCACCCUCGGCCUGGUGCUCCAUGCAAGAUCUCACCUCGUGGAGUUGCAAUGAUCAUGAGAACGGUGAGGAAUCAGCCCAGAACUACACGGGAGGAUCUUGUCAAUGAUCUCAAGGCAGCUGGGACCAUAGUCACCAAGAAAACAAUUGGUAACACACUACGCCGUGAAGGACUGAAAUCCUGCAGCGCCCGCAAGGUCCCCCUGCUCAAGAAAGCACAUAUACAGGCCCGUCUGAAGUUUGCCAAUGAACAUCUGAAUGAUUCAGAGGAGAACUGGGUGAAAGUGUUGUGGUCAGAUGGGACCAAAAUCAAGCUCUUUGGCAUCAACUCAACUUGUCGUGUUUGGAGGAGGGGGAAUGCUGCCUAUGACCCCAAGAACACCAUCCCCACCGUCAAACAUGGAGGUGGAAACAUUAUGCUUUGGGGGUGUUUUUCUGCUAAGGGGACAGGACAACUUCACCGCAUCAAAGGGACGAUGGACGGGGCCAUGUACCGUCAAAUCUUGGGUGAGAACCUCCUUCCCUCAGCUAGGGCAUUGAAAAUGGGUCGUAGAUGGGUAUUCCAGCAUGACAAUGACCCAAAACACACGGUCAAGGCAACAAAGGAGUGGCUCAAGAAGAAGCACAUUAAGGUCCUGGAGUGGCCUAGCCAGUCUCCAGACCUUAAUCCCAUAGAAAGUCUGUGGAGGGAGCUGAAGGUUCGAGUUGCCAAACGUCAGGCUCGAAACCUUAAUGACUUGGAGAAGAUCUGCAAAGAGGAGUGGGACAAAAUCCCUCCUGAGAUGUGUGCAAACCUGGUGGCCAACUACAAGAAACGUCUGACCUCUGUGAUUGCCAACAAGGGUUUUGCCACCAAGUACUAAGUUAUGUUUUGCAGAGGGGUCAAAUACUUAUUUCCCUCAUUAAAAUGCAAAUCAAUUUAUAAUAUUUUUGACAUGCGUUUUUCUUAAUUUUGUUGUUGUUAUUCUGUCUCUCACUGUUCAAAUAAACCUACCAUUAAAAUUAUAGACUGAUCAUGUCUUUGUCAGUGGGCAAAUGUACAAAAUCAGCAGGGGAUCAAAUACUUUUUUCCCUCACUGUAUAUGGUGCUAUUAUGGUGCUACGUUAUACCAUACUUCCUGCUCUAAUGAUCUGUGUGUGUGCACACGUGCAGGCCGCCAGGGUUUCCGUUAGCCGGCAAUGGCUUUUUUUUAAAGCUGAUAAAUAGAACUGUUGCCUAGCCCAAAAAUGCCUGGGUGAAAAAUAAAUAUUUUUAUUCAUUGAUGUAAAUACCAGUCGAUGUAAAUACAUUUGACCAUCAUGCUUAUCGAUCUAUAGGGCCAUUUGCAUAAUUUAGUGGAAUAGAAUUGGCCUGUGUAUUUUUGUUAGUCAUCGUGUAUCAUUUAUCCAACACAACUAUCACACGGGUGCAGCAUACAGAGCCUAUUUUGAGCUGGAUUUAUCCUGCAGCUCCUCAGCUGGUUGGUGCUGGAGUAAAACAUGUGCAACAAUUCUGAAUGCAAUUGUGUUAAAAACAGUUUUGGUGCACGAUUAAAAAGAGCUAGCGUGGAACCCCGUAUUAUCGGCAUGUUCAACAGCGUUUAAGAAAUAUAUUACCUUCAACAGUGUUAUCUUGUGAUCAAGCCAUCAAAGUUUUGUGAUUAUUGGUGUCGUAAAAAUGUUAGCUAACGGGUUAGCAAUUAGCAUGUUUGACAUUUCAGUGGAAAUACUACUAUUAUCAGCUUUUUGAUAAGCGGUUUAGCAAAAGAAAUACGUCCCGUAUUAUCGGCAUACGGUCCCCAGUUAUCGGCCACCUUACUAUUUUGUUCAAUUACAAGAUAUAUCCAUUUAAUUUUGUUGAAAAAAGAGACACCAACCUCGUAUCCGAAAUGUUUAUUAGAUGGUUGACUAGUUGGCUAGCCUUCCGGUAAAAAAUUAUGACUUGCCUGUCAACUUUUCAUUGCAUAGCACGGUGCGCCCUCCUGUGGACUCUUAAGAAUUGGUUCUUCCCCAACAUAUUAUUCAGUGUUGUAACCAAAUAAUGUCUCAUCGUUUGUUUUACAGAUUAAUCUUAUGUUUUGAGAAAGUAGAUAACAGUUGAAUACUAAAAUAUUAGUAUUAAUAAUUUACAUAAAAUAAAACUUUAAUUUCAGUUAUGUGUAUUGACAUAAACAAUGAAAACACUGUUGAAGUUUGUGUUGCAGAGGUGCACUUGGAAAGUAAAGGAAGAAAUACACAAGAUGGGUUGUAUAAAUAUAUAUAUAUAUUAUAUUUUAGACAUUUAUUUUUUUGUACAAAUAAAUAAUUUCAUAUGAACACAAACAAACAAACAAACAAUGAAAUCUCGACCUCCAUCCCUAUAUUGUCACAAAAAUCACAAUAAAAAUCCAGCUCCACCGCUACCUCUGGAUCCCACUGCACACACCUGCAGUGGAACCAGUGCUGGCAGAAGUCACAGCACACCCAUGGCUCCUCGGAUCUACACUCCUGAGGGGAGCUUGCAGGCGGAUCAUGCUCCCCGCAGCGAGCACAGCAGGUGGUGUCUUCUUUUAUAAAAAAUAAAAUAAUAAUAAAAAUUGAUUAAUAUGGUUUUGCAAAAUAUAGAAGUUCUUCAACAACAAUAGUAAUUGAUACAACUGAGAGAGAGAGAAAAACAGAUUAUGAAGUACUUGAGAGUGGUGCCAUGGAUGGCGUGACCGGUGGAGCUUUUCUCUUCCUUUUCUGUGCUGCAGUUUGAGAAAAAGUAGUGUUAGACAGAGCAUGUUGCAUGAAAACCCUUUUCAACUUUUUUUACAUCAAUACCUCUGGAGGAAGCUGCAGAAGUUUUGGAGGAGGUGGAGAUGACUUGAGGGCUGGUGCUAUGGACUGUAGAUAUGUAAAGAGAGAUUAUUUUUUUUACAUUGCUGUUUUAUAAAACAGAUAACAGUCAUUUUUUCGUAAUUUAACAUGUGUUCACCUGUGGAGGUGGCGGAAUUCAAAUUGCAGGGGGCAGGGACACCAGACGAGGCUGCUAUGGUGGUGUGACCAGGGGAGACGGAGGAGGCAGUUGGUCCAGAGGAGGCCGUGUUGGUGGUGACAGACAGGGGGGGUGGUGUGCAUCGUGGUGGUGGACAAAACCGCCGACGAUGGCUUGGAGGAGCUGGUGUUUGUAAUGGUGGGGUUGUGGGGCCGACGAUGGUGUGGCCGGGAGAGUAGGCACGUGGCCUUCUUCUGCAGCUGGGGACUCCGGCGGCUCCUACAGGUGUUGCACACUGGGAGGCACUGGUAUUGGUGAUGCAGCUGUCAGGAGUGGUUCCAGCAGGUGGUCCAGCAGAGGCGAUGGCGUCAAUGGUCUCAUCCAUGGCAGCCCUCUCCUGUGCCCUCUGUGUUCUGAGGGCUGCCCGACGCUCUUUCUCCUCUGCCUCGGCCCUCUCCUUCUCACCCCUCUCCUGCCACUGGCGCGUGUAUUCCUCCCCGGUGAGGCAUGUGGUGACCACAGGGAGUCUUCUGUAUCGGUCCAGCCGAUACUUCAGGACAGUAAGGAUGUACCCCAGGUCCUUCGCUAUCAGCCCCCCCUCUAUUCAACAGGGGCUGGGACUGGAGCAGGGGCUGAGGGUCCUCCUGUGGUCACUGGGGAGGAGGUGCUGAUGGACGGCACAGUGCUGCUGGUUCCAGGAGAGGCGGUGGUGGGACCCGGUAGGGACCGAGACGGCAUUAAACGGGACCCUUCAAUGGCUGAAAGGUCAAAAGGGAAGAGGCCACACUUUUUAAACCCUUCCACCACAUAGCGCAUGUCCUUGCAUCGCUGGUACGGGUAGCGGAAUACUCUGGCAAAUUCUGAUUUGUUUACCAUUUAGGAGUGGGGGGAUCCCAGUGUGUAGUGGCCACCGGGGAAACACUUGGGGUAGAUGAUAAAUGGGGGGAUGUCCUCCCCAGCUGCGUUGAAGCAUGCCAGCACUGUGAUGUGCUCCUUGGGCCCCAGCACUUUGUGCCUGCUCUGGUCGCUAUGAAACCCAGACUCAUUGCAGUUAUAGAUUUGUCUGGGUUUCUCCCUCAACCCACUCUCCUCCAAGUGCUUCUCAUAAGAAGUGAAGAAGGUGUCCAUCGUCGGAUGUGUGGCACACUCAGCUCUCCCCCUGUCCAGGGUGUCCGGCCUCCUCAUGCUCAGGUUCUUGUGCCUCCUCCUGAACAUUUCCCACCACCUCUUCCCCAGUGGUGGGAUUGUUUCAUUUUAGUCAUUUAGCAGACGCUCUUAUCCAGAGCGACUUACAUUAUUGAGUGCAUACAUAACAUUUUUAAUUUUUUUUCAUACUGGCCCCCCCUGGGAAUCAAACUCACAACCCUGCCGUUGCAAACGCCAUGCUCUACCAAUGAGCUACAUCCCUGCCGGCCAUUCCCUCCCCUACCCUGGACAACGCUGUGCCAAUUGUGCGCCACCCCAUGGGUCUCCCGGUCACGGCCGGCUACGACAGAGCCUGGAUUCGAACCAGGAUCUCUAGUGGCACAGCUAGCACUGCGAUGCAGUGCCUUAGACCAAUGCGCCACUCGGGAGACGGGAGGUUUCCCCUGGGUGCCGAAACCUACAAUAGAAUAGAAUAUAUAAUAGUCCAUCAAGGAUGAAAAUGUUUGUUUUGGCAUCACCAUCCACAUCCACAUUUACGUCACACACAUUGAGAACAGUCAGUCCACCAAACUACAUACAUAAACACAUAAAACACCAAAUACCUGCGUAUUUUGUCGGCGUAUUUCAUCCUCUGGUGCAAGCAAUGUGGGUGGUCCACUGCGACAACCAUGGGUCACCCGGCCGCUCAGCCUGUCCGCCAGGGUCUGCCGAGGUACACCAUGCACCUUGGUAGAUAAGAAAAGAAAACUGUUACUAGCAGAUAAAAUUCACAUACACAUGGUAAUCUCCUAAAAACAAAAGAUGCCUAACCUUGGCAGCCUGGCGGAUAGCCACCCCUGCCCCGCAGUCCUCCAUGGCAUGGAACAUGUCCACCUCACUCCACUGCUUCCUCUUGACUUUCUCCAUACUGUGGUGUUAAUACAUGUAGCUAAAUAACUUUGCAUACUAUACACAUUUUAGAAAGAUAACUCAAUCUGAAUAUGUAUAAUCAUUUCCAUUUCAAAGCUAAGGCACUGAAAGGUGAUGAAAGUUUUCACAAUAACUGAAAGUGUACCCACGUUUCUUGUUUGAUGUUAUCUGUAAUGAAAAUUAGUGUCCCAAUUAGUUUAAUAUUGAUGCAUACAUUGUAACAUUUCACUAAAUACUACCUCUAUGUAGCUGUUGUAAGAUGAAACAUAGCCAACAGUGAUAGGUGUCAAAAAGUUCAUGGUUCCAAGUUCCAAAUUUUUUUUUGCAGAUUGUGCAAAACGCCUCUGUCAGAGGACUCCAAUUUUGAUACGGUAAAGCUUGACAACAUUCAGCUGUUUUGGUGAUAUGUAUUAUCUAACGCUAUACAAUUUCUUUCCUUUUUGCUUACUUAGCAGUUCUAUCAACAUUUAGCAACUAAGCUAGCAACAUUAGAAAAUCCGUUAGCUAUAUUUCAGAGGUAAAAAGUUGGAUAUUCAAUUAUGUGUGGUCUGUCGCGCAGUCAAAUUUUACAAUAUGCAGCGUGUUCCACAAAAUGUGUACAUAUAUAACUUUUGAAAACUCUCAAAAACUAACUUAACUUACAUAAAUUGCACUGAAAAUCAGUGGUCAGCUAGCGACUUACUGUUAUUUUCCAGUCCAUUUAAAUGUUGAGCUCGAGGUGAUUUAGUCCUCCAACCCCUAGAGAGUGUCCGAAGUUAGGGGGAAAAUUAGCUAGGCCGACUAUUUUUAUUUCUCAACUGGUAAUUGAAGCCUGGCUCUCAUUCACCAUUCAAGUGCCAGCAACAGGCUAUCAGCGCGUCACCCACCACUUUACAAUGUGAGCUGGAGGCAGCAUGCAUUUAGUAAACAUACUUAAUUGUUUGAAACCUGAAUGUUUUUUUCCAUAUAAUUUUUUUUAUAGCUUACUGUGAGGAACUAUAGUUUUAAUAUAUUAUAAUUCGCAAUGGAUGUUAAAAAACACUUUCCUACAUUUCCGAGCAGUAGGCCAAGUACUUCUAUGCUUACUCAAGUGCGCACUCCCUCAACAUUAUCAGGACAGAGAAACCAGACACAGUCUCAUUGCUCACAUGGAACAAUCCAAAUAAAAGACAAUGAAAAAAUGUCCAAAUCUUGUAAAUGAUGGUUAUUUAUUAAAUAAACCAAAACUUAGUGUAGUAGGUUGUGAAUUCUGCAAAAAAAAGUUUCCACUCUGAGAAUGAGAACGGUAAAUAUUAAUAUUAAUUAUUAAUGAAUACAUGCAUUCAUAUAAAUUAAUUUAACCAAAUGACGGGCAUUAAUGGUGCAUUUACUGUAAUGGGGAAUUUAUAACAAAUUCAAUAUUCAAAGGGCAAACAAUUCACACAAUUAAACAAUGUUCUGUGCUAGCAGUAACAUUACAGUCUUCCCAUCCUGUCCUCUGAGUCACAUUUAUGUUGUGCAAUGUGGCAGUAGUUCGCCUGUCUUUGGCAUAGGUUAAGUUAUCAGGCCUAGGCUUCUUCUUGGCAUCCCCUAAUCAGAUGUUAGCCGGCUCUUUGGAGGUCUGGGGUGUAGAUGUAGUUAUUUUGUCUUCAAUGCAUAUAGACCCUUUGUCUUCUGGACUGAAAGAAGAUAAAACAUAUUUGGUGAAAUAUUCAUUGAAUCAAGGAAAUGUCAAUGCCUUCCUUAAAAUAACAGUUUCCAUUGGAAUUUUGCCUUGAGUGAGCAAUAGUAAUAUAAUAUUUCACCCAAUAGCUGAGGGAGACUUACAUCAUUUGGAGUUCUGCAUGGCUAAUCUGUGGUGUAUAUAAUUCAAGACUUCCAGCAAUAAGGCCCCAGCCUUGUGCACCUGAGGAUAGAAGGCAAACACAAACAAAUACUUAGCUACUUGCAUAGCCAACAUGGGGAUGUGAUUCUGGAAUAAAUGAAAAAUAGAUUCAAAAUUGAAUCCCUUCUACAUUACUACAGAGAUCACCUCUUCACACAUCAACACUUGCUAUUCAUGGGUUGCACGUUUCAUCACAAUAAACAUUAUUUUGAAGACUGAUGCCCGACUGAACAUUCUAUUCAAAGCAGAUAUUUCAAAAGGAGGCAAAUAAUUAGUAUGAAAAUCUUUUGUCAUCACUGUGAUGUCGCCAGAUUGUCUGUAGAUGCAGUAUAACUUUAGCUAAAUAGCUACAUUGCAUGGGCCUAAAGGAGUGCUGACAAGUAUUUUUCUCCGCUCAUACAGGAGUAAUAAAGGCCUAUAUAUAUAUAUACACUACCGUUCAAAAGUUUGGGGUCACUUAGAAAUGUCCUUGUUUUCCAUGAAAACAUACAUGAAAUGAGUUUGAAUAUGAAAUAUAGCAAAAUGAAUAGGAAAUGUAGUCAUUGACAAGGUUAGAAAUAAUGAUUUUUAAUUGAAAUAAUAAUUGUGUCCUUCAAACUUUGCUUUCGUCAAAGAAUCCUCCAUUUGCAGAAAUUACAGCCUUGCAGACCUUUGGCAUUCUAGUUGUCAAUUUGUUGAGGUAAUCUGAAGAGAUUUCACCCCAUGCUUCCUGAAGCACCUCCCACAAGUUGGAUUGGCUUGAUGGGCACUUCUUACGUACCAUACGGUCAAGCUGCUCCCACAACAGCUCAAUAGGGUUGAGAUCCGGUGACUGUGCUGGCCUCUCCAUUACAGACAGAAUACCAGCUGACUGCUUCUUCCCUAAAUAGUUAUUGCAUAGUUUGGAGCUGUGCUUUGGGUCAUUGUCCUGUUGUAGGAGGAAAUUGGCUCCAAUCAAGCGCCGUCCACCGGGUAUGGCAUGGCGUUGCAAAAUGGAGUGAUAGCCUCUUUACCACCAUCAAAGCACCCCCAUACCAUCACAUUGCCUCCACCAUGCUUGACAGAUGGCAUCAAGCACUCCUCCAGCAUCUUUUCAUUUGGUCUGCGUCUCACAAAUGUUCUUCUUUGUGAUCCGAACACCUCAAACUUCGAUUCGUCUGUCCAUAACACUUUUUUCCAAUCUUCCUCUGUCCAGUGUCUGUGUUAUUUUGCCCAUCUUAAUCUAUUCUUUUUAUUGGCCAGUCUGAGAUAUGGCUUUUUCUUUGCAACUCUGCCUAGAAGGUCAACAUCCCGGAGUCGCCUCUUCACUGUUGACGUUGAGACUGGUGUUUUGUGGGUACUAUUUAAUGAAGCUGCCAGUUGAGGACCUGUGAGGCGUCUAUUUCUCAAACUAGACACUCAAAUGUAUUUGUCCUCUUGCUCAGUUGUGCACCGGGGCCUCCCACUCCUCUUUCUUUUCUGGUUAGAGCCAGUUUGCGCUGUUCUGUGAAGGGAGUAGUACACAGCGUUGUACGAGAUCUUCAGUUUCUUGGCAAUUUCUCGCAUGGAAUAGCCUUCAUUUCUCAGAACAAGAAUAGACUGACGAGUUUCAGAAGAAAGUUAUUUGUUUCUGGCCAUUUUGAGCCUGUAAUCGAACCCACAAUUGCUGAUGCUCCAGAUACUCAACUAGUCUCAAGAAGGCCAGUUUUAUUGCUUCUUUAAUCAGCACAACAGUUUUCAGCUGUGCUAACAUAAUUGCAAAAGGGUUUUAUAAUGAUCAAUUAGUCUUUUAAAAUGAUAAACUUGGAUUAGCAAACACAACGUGCCAUUGGAACCUCUGUACGCCUAUGUAGAUAUUCCAUAAAAAAUCUGCUGUUUCCAGCUACAAUAGCCAUUUACAACAUUAACAAUAUUUACAUUUACAUUUACGUCAUUUAGCAGACGCUCUUAUCCAGAGCGACUUACAAAUUGGUGCAUUCACCUUAUAGCCAGUGGGAUAACCACUUACUACACUGUAUUUCUGAUCAAUUUGAUGUUAUUGUAAUGGACAAAAAAAUUGCUUUUCUUUCGAAAACAAGGACAUUUCUAAGUGACCCCAAACUUUUGAACGGUAGUGUAUAUAUAUAUGUUUUUAAAAUACUGCUUGACUGAGGGACCUUACACAUAAUUGUACGUGUGGGAUACAAAGAUGAGGUAGUCAUUCUAAAAUCAGGAUAGGUAGGUGUGAGUCCAUGCAACUUAUUAUGUGACUUGUUAAGCAAAUAUUUAGUCCUGAAUUCAGUUAGGCUUGCCAUAACAAAGGGGUUGAAUACUUACUGACUCAAGACAUUUCAGCUUUUCAUUUGUAAUAAAUAUUGUUUUUAAAUGUCCACUUUGACAUUAUGGGGUAUUGUAUUUAUUGCUUUGAAAUGUAUUACAUGGCAUAUAGACUGACAGAGAAUGGUAGAGAAAAGCUGUGAAAUCUGAAUACACCUCCCCCACCUGGAGAGAGAGAGAGAGAGAGAGAGAGAGAGAGAGAGAGAGAGAGAGAGAGAGAGAGAGAGAGAGAGAGAGAGAGAGAGAGAGAGAGAAAUGAAUGAAGGAAGGGGUUAGCGAGAUUGUAGUGCCUCAAAAUGUUCAAAGGCUGAUCAAUACACAUUCACAAGCAAAUCAUUAAUCACACUCAGACAGCUCUGGUUUCUGAUUGGCUCAGUUGGGGUUUAUUAUUGGCCAAUCAUUAAUCACACCCAGACAGCUCUUGGCUGCUUUUGGCUCAGAUGGGACAGAUUGUGUUUUACCUUAUCGGUUUAAAUAAACAAAGGCCAUUACUUUACCCAAUAGUUUAAGAGCCUCAGUGUGUGUUAUGAGUGUAUAUCUAGUUGUGUAUAUGAGUGUAUAUCUUUCUGAUAUGACUGUAAUCCUAAGUGAUGCUCGACCUUCUCCCUGUCAAUGGGACAGUUGGACAUGCGUCUCUCUGAGCCUCGCAUCCCCUGUCACCAUAGAAACUCCCCAUUCGGAGCUGGUGGAACAAAAACUGCUCUCUCUUAGCUAAAUGUAAAGGUGGUUCUGCAGGCUAUAUUUGGAGAGGUGGAGCUGGAACUAGGCUAAACUAAGCAACAGCAGCACAUCCAUUACUCUGCUAGUGUUAUCAGAGAGAGAGAAUGCAGGUUUCAACAGGCUCCUCUCUCUGGUCUCUAGCCAUCUGUAGCUAACUAUCUGAAUGGACCACUACUCCACCAACCCCCAGGGAGGCCUUUGAAGAGGGAUUACAGUAUGACCUCAGCUGUGGUUUGUGUGGAAGGGAUGUGUGAGUGUGUUUUAGCUUUUCCACCAAACAGGGUUGUGUGUUAGUGUGUAUUUGUGUGUGUGUGUGUGUGUGUGUGUGUGUGUGUGUGUGUGUGUGUGUGUGUGUGUGUGUGUGUGUGUGUGUGUGUGUGUGUGUGUGUGUGUGUGUGUGUGUGUGUGUGUGUGUGUGUGUGUGUGUAUGUAUGUAUGCUUUUCCACCAAAUGAACAGACUGGUAGUCUCUCAGGUAAGGGUUAGUAGUUGGUACACUACAAUAGGCUGUAUAGCCCCCAUAUGACUUCCAUGUUAGCCUGUCAUUAGCUUCCUGAAAGCUGAUUGGACAGAUGGCAGGUCACAGGAGCCUUCAGGGAGUUCUCCCACAUUCCAUGACUCACACACCCACACAGGGGAGGGAGGAGAGCGAAGCGGAGGGGAGCCAAGCAGGGGAAGGAGGAGGGGGUAAAAAUGACAUAGACCAUGGGAACGGCCCAAAGGAAAACACAGCUCAGACUCCAGAUGUGGAUACACCCUGUUUUAAACACACACACACAGACAGUGAAAAUGUAGAGGGAGGGGGUAGUUGGGAGGGCUGUAAAGCUAUUCCCAGAGCUGUGCUUGGCAGCUGGUGAUUGGCUGGCCUGUUGCUCAUGUGAACUGGACUUGGCAAGUAUACUGCCCUUGUUUCAGGAGAGACAAAGGCACAGAAAGAGAGAAACAAUGGAAAGAAAGGGCAAGAGAAAUAUUUAAAAGUAUGAAGAGAAUGAACAAAACCGAAAAGACUGUUAGUGUGUGUUCUGUAUGAGGUCAUAUCUUUUCCACAGAAUACAUAUACAGUUAGUACUGUCCUACGAUUCACACACACACAGUUCUUAUAUCCUUGUGGGGACCUAAAAUGUAUUUACAUUAAAAAUCAUAUUGUCCCUAACGCCUAACCCUAACCCUAACCUUAACCCGUAACACAAAUUCAAACCUAAACCUAACUCCUAACCCUAAACCUAACCACUAACCCCUUACCCUAAUUAUAACCCUAAUUCUAACCCUAAACCUAACCCCUAAGCUUAAAAUAGCCUUUGUCCUCAUGGGGACGUGGGAAAUGUCCCCACGAGGGAGAAUUUUCCUUGUUUUACUACUGUGUCCUUGUGGGGACUUUUGGGGAUUUUAGGUCCCCACAAGGAUAGAAGAACCAACUCACACACACACACACACUUUUAAUGAUGCCAUCAAGAAUUGCCCCUAUCGACACAUUGUGUUGGCUAAAGUUUUUACUACAGGCCACUUCCUGUUUACACUGUGUCGUUUCUUGAGGUGAGCAUGACGUAGUGGGCAUGGUAACUAACAGCUGCCACAAACAGGAGUGAAUGUGAGAGACCUUCACUCAGGUAGAGAUAGAGAGAACCUGUCUGUGCUCCAUAGGAAGGGAACUGCCUUGGCCCCAUUUAAGGAAAAUUACCUGUUGUCAUGGCAAUGAGAUAGCCACAGUGUCUCCUGGGAGUUUGUAGCAGAAAUUGUGCCACUCUAGAACAGCAGUCAUCAGUGUGCAUGCAUGUAUAUUUGUUGCACCUGUUAGGCCAGUAAUACCACAUAUCAGUUCAAUUAGUACAGUAUUCUCACUAACGGGUGCAACAAAUAUAGCCCCUUACGAGGCACGCCUCGAAAUAUGUUAAUGAGCCAGCGAUUCUUUCCCCUCCCACAACAUUUUACCAUAAUGCACCAUAAUUCACAGUAGGCUGCUGUAAAUAUACAGCAAAAAAGGUAAUACAGUGCUUUACUGCAAAAUUGUACAGCAGUGUAGUGGAAUGCCGUUGAGCCCCCAUAAUGCAUUGCUCUUUACAGUACUGUACUUUAGAAUUACAGUAGAUAGCUGUACAAAUUUUGCUGUACAUUUACAAGCAAUUUGUUACGGUGUGUGUGUGCGUUUGCUGGAUGUUUUGUUGUGGUUCCUGAGGGGUUCUGAGUUAUGCUGUCUCUUUCAUGUGGUUGUGUCAGCGAAACUGAUACAGUGAGGGAAGGAAGUAUUUGAUCCCCUGCUGAUUUUGUACGUUUGCCCACUGACAAAGACAUGAUCAGUCUAUAAUUUUAAUGGUAGGUUUAUUUGAACAGUGAGAGACAGAAUAACAACAAAACGCAUGUCAAAAAUGUUAUAAAUUGAUUUGCAUUUUAAUGAGGGAAAUAAGUAUUUGACCCCUUUGCAAAACAUGACUUAGUACUUGGUGGCAAAACCCUUGUUGGCAAUCACAGAGGUCAGACGUUAUUUGAUCACCUACCAACCAGUAAGAAUUCCGGCUCUCACAGACCUGUUAGUUUUUCUUUAAGAAGCCCUCCUGUUCUCCACUCAUUACCUGUAUUAACUGCACCUGUUUGAACUCGUUACCUGUAUAAAAGACAACUGUCCACACACUCAAUCAAACAGACUCCAACCUCUCCACAAUGGCCAAGACCAGAGAGCUGUGUAAGGACAUCAGGGAUAAAAUUGUAGACCUGCACAAGGCUGGGAUGGGCUACAGGACAAUAGGCAAGCAGCUUGGUGAGAAGGCAACAACUGUUGGCGCAAUUAUUAGAAAAUGGAAGAAGUUCAAGAUGACGGUCAAUCACCCUCAGUCUGGGGCUCCAUGCAAGAUCUCACCUUGUGGGGCAUCAAUGAUCAUGAGGAAGGUGAGGGAUCAGCCCAGAACUACACGGCAGGACCUGGUCAAUGACCUGAAGAGAGCUGGGACCACAGUCUCAAAGAAAACCAUUAGUAACACACUACGCCGUCAUGGAUUAAAAUCCUGCAGCGCACGCAAGGUCCCCCUGCUCCAUCCAGUGCAUGUCCAGGCCCGUCUGAAGUUUGCCAAUGACCAUCUGGAUGAUCCAGAGGAGGAAUGGGAGAAGGUCAUGUGGUCUGAUGAGACAAAAAUAGAGCUUUUUGGUCUAAACUCCACUCGCCGUGUUUGGAGGAAGAAGAAGGAUGAGUACAACCCCAAGAACACCAUCCCAACUGUGAAGCAUGGAGAUGGAAACAUCAUUCUUUGGGGAUGCUUUUCUGCAAAGGAGACAGGACGACUGCACCGUAUUGAGGGGAGGAUGGGUGGGGCCAUGUAUCGCGAGAUCUUGGCCAACAACCUCCUUCCCUCAGUAAGAGCAUUGAAGAUGGGUCGUGGCUGGGUCUUCCAGCAUGACAAUGACCCAAAACACACAGCCAGGGCAACUUGGGAGUGGCUCCGUAAGAAGCAUCUCAAGGUCCUGGAGUGGCCUAGCCAGUCUCCAGACCUGAACCCAAUAGAAAAUCUUUGGAGGGAGCUGAAAGUCCGUAUUGCCCAGCGACAGCCCCAAAACCUGAAGGAUCUGGAGAAGGUCUGUAUGGAGGAGUGGGCCAAAAUCCCUGCUGCAGUGUGUGCUAACCUGGUCAAGACCUACAGGAAACGUAUUAUCUCUGUAAUUGAAAACAAAGGUUUCUGUACCAAAUAUUAAGUUCUGCUUUUCUGAUGUAUCAAAUACUUAUGUCAUGCAAUAAAAUGCUAAUUAAUUACUUAAAAAACAAACAAUGUGAUUUUCUGGAUUUUUGUUUUAGAUUCUGUCUCUCACAGUUGAAGUGUACCUAUGAUAAAAUUAAAGACCUCUACAUGCUUUGUAAGUAGGAAAACCUGCAAAAUCAGCAGUGUAUCAAAUACUUGUUCUCCCCACUGUAUGUGCUUUCUUGAGCAGGGGGACCUUGCGGGCGCUGCAGGAUUUCAGUCCUUCACGGCGUAGUGUGUUACCAAUUGUUUUCUUGGUGACUAUGGUCCAGCUGCCUUGAGAUCAUUGACAAGAUCCUCCCGUGUAGUUCUGGGCUGAUUCCUCACUGUUCUCAUGUUCAUUGCAACUCCACGAGGUGAGAUCUUGCAUGGAGCCCCAGGCCGAGGGAGAUUGACAGUUCUUUUGUGUUUCUUCCAUUUGCGAAUAAUCGCACCAACUGUUGUCACCUUCUCACCAAGCUGCUUGGCAAUGGUCUUGUAGCCCAUUCCAGGCUUGUGUAAGUCUACAAUCUUGUCCCUGACAUCCUUGGAGAGCUCUUUGGUCUUGGCCAUGUUUGAGAGUUUGGAAUCUGAUUGAUUGAUUGCUUCUGUGGACAGGUGUCUUUUAUACAGGUAACAAGCUGAGAUUAGGAGCACUCCCUUUAAGAGUGUGCUCCUAAUCUCAGCUCGUUACCUGUAUAAAAGACACCUGGGAGACAGAAAUCUUUCUGAUUGAGAGGGGGUCAAAUAUGUUUUUCUGGAUUUUGUUGUUGUUAUUCUGUCUCUCACUGUUCAAAUAAACCUACCAUUAAAAUUAUAGACUGAUCAUUUCUUUGUCAGUGGGCAAACGUACAAAAUCAGCAGGGGAUCAAAUACUUUUUUCCCUCACUGUAGUAUCCUGAUAGAGAGUGUGACUAAUUCUAUUCUGAAAAACACUGGCCAUUCUGAGAAUGGGGCAACAGUGCCUCCUUGUGUCUGAGAUAUGUAAAUGCUGUAUUUUCUCCUGUGUGUGUGUGUGUGUGUGUGCAUAAAUUACUAAAUACAACUGCAAAAUACCCUAAAGACCAAUGUAUCAAAAUAAAAUAUAAUAUACUUUUGCAAAGUAUUGUAUUGAAUUAAAUACAUGUAUUUUGUAUUUUAAAAUAUCAAAAUACAUUUGUAAGUUGCCGGCCGAACAGCAACAACAUUCUCAUUAACGGUUACAGAAACGUCUUACUUUCUAUGACUGUGAUAUGUUGUCACUCUGGAUAAGAGCAUCUGCUAAAUUACCAAAAUGUAUAUGUGAAAAUGAACCACUUCAAAGCACACUGGGUAUUGUCACUGGCCUUGUUUACGGGGUGGAGCUCAUUAGAGUAAUACGUUUACAUUUAGUUAGCUAUAAAGAAAUGGGAUAGAAAAGUAUUUUAUAUUUUGAAAAUACAAAUUACAGCUUUCAAAAGUAUCUUCUUGCAAAAUACAUUGGAGUGUAGUUCAGCCCAGUGUAAUACAACAUACAGAAUACUCAGAAGUAAUUCAAAUACAUGUAACAGAAAAACUCCCCAUCUGUGUGUGUGUUUGUGCUGACAGUGUGCUCACGUGUUUUCAGCACUAACAGUGUGUGUUUUCUCUUUCCUCAGGAGGUGCAGAGUAAGAGUAAGGUGUGUGCCAAUGUGUUUUGUGGCGCAGGAAGGGAGUGUGUCGUCACUGAGAAGGGAGAGCCCAGCUGCUUGUGUAUAGAGGUGAGUCGUUUGUGUGUGAGUGUGUGUAUUCCUACAUUAUCAGGACCACAAGUCACCAGAAUGUCUUGACAAGGAAGGAAAACAAGACAAUUUUGAAAAGUCAGGACCUUUUUCAUGUCCUGAAUUUGUAAAAAUUAUAUUUUAGGCGUAAGGGUUAGGUUUGGGGUUAGGUUUAGGGAAGGGGUUGUGCUUCUUCUUCUUUGACGUCCUUUACAGUGGUGCCUAGUGACUCAGAUCAACAGUUGCGCUCAGCUCAACGUUGGGGUCGCUGUUGAGUAAGUUUGAGGGGUGAAUGUAGCACAUGGGGAUAUGUGAAACUUUUUUCUUUAAGGGGUUAGAUCAGCUUUAAUAUUGCAGAUAGAUUGCGUCUUCUAUCAGUGUAAUUGUCUGCAUCUUCUCCAAUACCCCCAUAUAUUAUUUUAAAUAUAUAUUUUUUUUUUUCCUUUUCCUUUUUAUUUUUUCCCCCUAACCCUACCAUCCCUCCCCUAAUUGGAGUAAACUAAUGGACAACAAUACUUAGGCUUCCACUUCCAGCUUAUACAUACCACAUCAAUUUCACAGACAGUAUAUUUUACAUUAGUUAUCUUUUGUUUGUUUUUAGUCCCAGCCUUCAGCUACACUCAACCCCUCCCAUCUAUCUCUGAAGACCAUCUAGUUUUGAUUUCUAGUUGGCAAAUAUUGUUCUACUGUGCUGUGAUGUUUCACAAAAGUUCUGAACCUUUCUAUUCUCAUAGUUUCUACAGAUUGUAAAUGAAAGAUAAACACCUUUGCUGAGAGUAUUAUUAUAUUAUUGAUCGAUUGAAUAUUACUUUUCAAAUCACCCAGAAGUGCUAUUUACAGAGUUAGUUCUAAGUAAAUGUUGCAAUUUUUCAGCCAUUUCAUUCCAAAAACAAGCUACAUAUGGGCAGUACCAAAACAAGUGAUCUAGUAAUUAUGUCUCUUCGCAGCAAAAACUGCAGAGCUGGGAUGGUUGUAUCCCUCAUAUACAGUAUAUAACAUUAUGUUGGUUGAAAGAAUUGUGUAUAAUAUUUUAAAUUUAAAAACUCUUAAGUUUUGAAUCCGGCUUUGUUUUGUAAAUCAGUUUAUAAAUUAGUACAUUGAAAAUCUCCUCCCAAAUAUUUUGCAACCUGUAUGGCGCAUGGUCCUUAAAUGAAACUGGUACACUUUUUUACUUAUCACAAUUUUCUUUAGCCAAUUUUGGUCUUUAAUGCAGGGACAACAGACACUUUCCUUACCUUCUCCAUUUUCCACUUGCCUCCUCCAUUUUUGUGGUAAUGCUGCAAUCAGCUGGUUGUAAUUUGGGAUAUAGCAGACAUUUCCAUAUAUUUUUGUUAACUGCAUGUGUGACAUAACUCCACCAGUCCUAUUUAUUAUAUAAUUUACAAAGAUUAUACCGUUUUUAGUUUUUUAAAUGCAUCAAUUAGUAUAUUUGAGUUUACCAUAAUAUUAGUAUUUUCUGGUGGAUUAAACUGAAAUUGCAACCAGCUUUCUAUUGCUUGUUUUAAAAAUAGCGAUAUUCUGGAGAUUAUUUCAUUUUCAAGUGAGAGGUUGUAAUCUGAAUGAAGGGGAAAAGGCCAUUCUUGAACACAGGAUGAGCCAUUUUUACUAAUCUACUAGAGAACCAGUUCAGAUUUAAGUAUAUUUUUUGUGUGAUUUUUUUUUGUGUGAUUUUAGUGAGAGGUCCAAUGCUUUAAUAUCUAAUAAUUUCUGCCCCCCGAAUUCAUAUUAAUUAUAGAAAUAGGCCCAUUUAAUUUGUCUCGCUUGCCGUUCCAAAUACAGUGGGGAGAAAAAAUUAUUUAGUUAGCCACCAAUUGUGCAAGUUCUCCCACUUAAAAAGAUGAGAGAGGCCUGUAAUUUUCAUCAUAGGUACACAUCAACUAUGACAGCCAAAAUGAGGAAAAAAAUCCAGAAAAUCACAUUGUAGGUUUUUAAUGAAUUUAUUUGCAAAUUAUGGUGGAAAAUAAGUAUUUGGUCAAUAACAAAAGUUUCUCAAUAAUUUGUUAUAUACUCUUUGUUGGCAAUGACACAGGUCAAACGUUUCCUGUAAGUCUUCACAAGGUUUUCACACACUGUUGCUGGUAUUUUGGCCCAUUCCUCCAUGCAGAUCUCCUCUAGAGCAGUGAUGUUUUGGAGCUGUCGCUGGGCAACACGGACUUUCAACACCCUCCAAAGAUUUUCUAUGGGGUUGAGAUCUGGAGACUGGCUAGGCCACUCCAGGACCUUGAAAUGCUUCUUACGAAGCCACUCCUUCAUUGCCCGGGCGGUGUGUUUGGGAUCAUUGUCAUGCUGAAAGACCCAGCCACGUUUCAUCUUCAAUGCCCUUGCUGAUGGAAGGAGGUUUUCACUCAAAAUCUCACGAUACAUGGCCCCAUUCAUUCUUUCCUUUACACGGAUCAGUCGUCCUGGUCCCUUUGCAGAAAAACAGCCCCAAAGCAUGAUGUUUCCACCCCCAUGCUUCACAGUAGGUAUGGUGUUCUUUGGAUGCAACUCAGCAUUCUUUGUCCUCCAAAAACGACGAAUUGAGUUUUUACCAAAAAGUUCUAUUUUGGUUUCAUCUGACCAUAUGACAUUCUCCCAAUCCUCUUCUGGAUCAUCCAAAUGCACUCUAGCAAACUUCAGACGGGCCUGGACAUGUACUGGCUUAAGCAGGGGGACACGUCUGGCACUGCAGGAUUUGAGUCCCUGGUGGCGUAGUGUGUUACUGAUGGUAGGCUUUGUUACUUUGGUCCCAGCUCUCUGCAGGUCAUUCACUAGGUCCCCCCGUGUGGUUCUGGGAUUUUUGCUCACCGUUCUUGUGAUCAUUUUGACCCCACGGGGUGAGAUCUUGCGUGGAGCCCCAGAUCGAGGGAGAUUAUCAGUGGUCUUGUAUGUCUUCCAUUUCCUAAUAAUUGCUCCCACAGUUGAUUUCUUCAAACCAAGCUGCUUACCUAUUGCAGAUUCAGUCUUCCCAGCCUGGUGCAGGUCUACAAUUUUGUUUCUGGUGUCCUUUGACAGCUCUUUGGUCUUGGCCAUAGUGGAGUUUGGAGUGUGACUGUUUGAGGUUGUGGACAGGUGUCUUUUAUACUGAUAACAAGUUCAAACAGGUGCCAUUAAUACAGGUAACGAGUGGAGGACAGAGGAGCCUCUUAAAGAAGAAGUUACAGGUCUGUGAGAGCCAGAAAUCUUGCUUGUUUGUAGGUGACCAAAUGCUUAUUUUCCACCAUAAUUUGCAAAUAAAUUCAUGAAAAAUCAUACAAUGUGAUUUUCUGGAGAAAAAAAUUCUCAAUUUGUUUGUCAUAGUUGACGUGUACGUAUGAUGAAAAUUACAGGCCUCUCUCAUCUUUUUAAGUGGGAGAACUUGCACAAUUGGUGGCUGACUAAAUACUUUUUUUCCCCACUGUAAAGUAAAAUAUUUUUUGCUCAUAUAUUUUUAAAUGCAAUUCGUUAGGUGUAGGCAUGGCCAUAAGUAUAUAGGCAAACUGAGAUAUGACUAAUUAAUUAAUCAGGGUGAUUUUUCAGAAAUAGACAGGUGUUGUCCUUUCCAUGGUAGCAAAAUCUAAUCUAAAUUGGCUAACUUUCUAUUAAAAUGUAUUGUAGUGAGAUCAUUUAUUUAUUUCAGGAUAUGAAUACCGAGUAUGUCCACUUCACCGUCGGACCAUUUUAUUGGUAAACUACACGGUAAUGUAAAAGUAGUAUUUGUUAGAGAUCCAAUACGUAAUAUGGUGCAUUUAUCAUCAUUUGGUUUUAAUCCAGAGAGGUUAGAAAAAUUAUCCACAGUGCCUUGCAAAAGUAUUCAUCCCCCUUGGCGUUUUUCCUAUUUUGUUGCAUUACAACCUGUAAUUUAAAUUGAUUUUUAUUUGGAUUUCAUGUAAUGGACAUACACAAAAUAGUCCAAAUUGGUGAAGUGAAAUUAAAAAAAUUAACUUGUUUAAAAAAAUUCAAAAAAAUAAAUAACGGUAAAUUGGUGUGUACAUAUGUAUUCACCCCCUUUGCUAUGAAACCCCUAAAUAAGAUCUGGUGCAACCAAUUACCUUCAGAAUUCCCAUAAUUAGUUAAAUAAAGUCCACCUGUGUCACAUGAUCUGUCACAUGAUCUCAGUAUAUAUACACCUGUUCUGAAAGGCCCCAGAGUCUGCAACACCACUAAACAAGGGGCACCACCAAGCAAGCGGCACCAUGAAGACCAAGGAGCUCUCCAAACAGGUCAGGGACAAAGUUGUGGAGAAGUACAGAUCAGGGUUGGGUUAUAAAAAAAUAUCAGAAAUUUUGAACAUCCCACGGAGCACCAUUAAAUCCAUUAUUAAAAAAUGGAAAGAAUAUGGCACCACAACAAACCUGCCAAGAGAGGGCCGCCCACCAGAACACACGGACCAGGCAAGGAGGGCAUUAAUCAGAGGCAACAAAGAGACCAAAGAUAACCCUGAAGGAGCUGCAAAGCUCCACAGCGGAGAUUGGCGUAUCUGUCCAUAGGACCACUUUAAGCCGUACACUCCACAGAGCUGGGCUUUACUGAAGAGUGGCCAGAAAAAAGCCAUUGCUUAAAGAAAGAAAUAAGCAAACACGUUUGGUGUUCGCCAAAAGGCAUGUGGGAGACUCUCCAAACAUAUGGAAGGUACUCUGGUCAGAUUAGACUAAAAUUGAGCUUUUUGGUCAUCAAGGAAAACACUAUGUCUGGCGUAAACCCAACACCUCUCGUCACCCCGAGAACACCAUCCCCACAGUGAAGCAUGGUGGUGGCAGCAUCAUACUGCUAAAGCAACACUUGAGUGGUUUAAGGGGAAACAUUUAAAUGUCUUGGAAUGGCCUAGUCAAAGCCCAGACCUCAAUCCAAUUGAGAAUCUGUGGUAUGACUUAAAGAUUGCUGUACACCAGCGGAACCCAUCCAACUUGAAGGAGCUGGAGCAGUUUUGCCUUGAAGAAUGGGCAAAAAUCCCAGUGGCUAGAUGUGCCAAGCUUAUAGAGACAUUCCCCAAGAGACUUGCAGCUGUAAAAUAGUUAUGCACACUCAAGUUUUCUGUUUUUCUGUCUUAUUUCUUGUUUGUUUCACAAUAAAUAAUAUUUUACAUCUUCAAAGUGGUAGGCAUGUUGUGUAAAUCAAAUGAUACAAACCCCCCCAAAAUCAAUUUGAAUUCCAUGUUGUAAGGCAACAAGAUAGGAAAAAUGCCAAGGGGGGGUGAAUACUUUCGCAAGCCACUGUAGAUCUUCUAUGAGGCUGUGCAGGGAUCACAUUGCGGAUUUAAAAGAAAACAUGAAUCAUCAGCAUACAAUGACACCUUUUUUUUUAAAGCUGUGGAUUUCUAGCCUUUUGAUAUUAUUGUUGGAUCUGAUUUUAAUAGCUAACAUUUCGAUGGCCAUAAUAAAUAGAUAUGCCGAUAGUGGACAACCUUGUUUUACUCCUUUUGACAAUGUAAUACUUUCUGAGAAGUAGCCAUUAUUUACAAUUUUACACCUGGGGUUACUAUACAUAACUUUACCCCUUUGUAUAAGAUAUUCUCCAAAAUUAAAAUAGUCCAGGCAUUUAUAUAUAAAUUCCAGUCGUACUUUAUCAAAAGCCUUUUUAAAGUCAGCUAUGAAUACCAGGCCUGGUUUCCCAGAUGUUUCAUAGUGUUCUAUUGUUUCCAGUACUUGUCUUAUUAUAAUCUCCAAUGUAUUAUCCAUGUAAAAAAACCUGUCUGAUUAGGAUGAAUAAUAUCCGACAAUACCGUUUUAAUUCUAUGCACUAUGCAUUUUGCUAUGAUUUUGGCAUCACAACACUGAAUCCAGUAUUUUAGGUGGACUGGAUCUUUAUAUUUACCACCUGGGUCCUGUUUCAGUAAUAGUGAAAUCAGAUCAUCUUGCUGAGUAUCUGAUAGUCUACCGUUUUUAUAGGAUUGGUUAAAACAUGUUAAUAACGGACCUUUGAGUACAUCAAAAACUAUUUUAUAUACCUCAACUGGUAUGCCAUCCAGCCCUGGAGUUUUCCUGGACUUGAAGGCUUUAAUUGCAUCUAGAAGUUCCUCCUCUGUAACUAGGCCUUCACAUGAGUCUUUCUGUAUAGCUGUUAAUUUUACACUAUUAAUAGAACAAAAAUCCUUACAAUUAACUUCUGUUAGUGGAAGUGGAGGAGACUGAAAUGAAAACAUAUGGUUAAAGUACUUUGCUUCUUCUUUACAAAUAUCGUUUGGUGAGUCAUGGAUGACUCCAUCAUUUGUAGCAAGUUUCUGUAAAUUCUUUUUGGUAGCAUUUCUAAUAUGUUGACAAUGUUUUCAUGUUGCACACCUUUUAGUUUUUUCAUUAAAUGCUUUUCAUAUCUAUAUACGAAUUUCUAAAAUUUCAUAGUUGGUUUGAGGUUUUUAAGUCAUUUGAAUUUGGAGCUACUGGAAUUUUAACAUAUUGUCCCAUGUACAUUGUGUAAUAUACCGAUGGUUCCUAACUAGCCCCAGGGGCAGGGAUGGGCAAAAAUUACAAAAUACAAUUACAAAAUACAGAUACAAAAUACCAUAAAGAUCAAUGUAGCAAAAUAAACUACAAAAUACUUGUAUUUUGAAAUGUAUUUAAUUAAAAUUAAAAUAAACAUCGUUUUUAUUUUAAAAUACAAAAACACAUUUGCAAGUAGCCGGCCCGAACGUCAACAACAUUCUCAGUAAUGGUUACAAAAACGUUUUUCUUGCUAUGACUGUGAUAUGUUGUUGUUUAUCUACCUUAGUUGAGCACGUCACUCUGGAUAAGAGUGUCUGCUAAAUUACCAAAAUGUUAAUGUAUAUGUGAAAAUGAACAUUAUUAUUAUUGGCCCUGUUUCAGUGCAUAGAUCAUUAGAAUAAUACUCAGCAUGCUUUGCAAUUGUUCAUUUUUACAUUUACAUUUUAGUCAUUUAGCAGACGCUCUUAUCCAGAGCGACUUACAAUUAGUGCAUUCAUCUUAAGAUAGCUAGGUGAGACAACAUAUCACAAUUGUAUCAAGUACAUUUUCCCUCAACAAAGUAUUUAUCAACAUUUUUACAUUUUAGUCAUUUAGCAGACGCUCUUAUCCAGAGCAAUUUACAGUUAGUGAGUGCAUACAUUUUUCAUACUGGCCCCCCGUGGGAAUCAAACCCACAACCCUGGCGUUGCAAGCGCCAUACUCUACCAACUGAGCUACAGGAGUAUUUUUACAUAUACAUUUAUAUUUAGUUCAUUUAGCAGACGCUCUUAUCACACCAUAGUGCUAUCAGACUUCUGAUACCAAUGUAGGGUGAAAGCGGAGCCACAAAAUGUGAACCCCUAUAAACAAUGGAAUACGUAUUUUAAAUACAUGUAACAGAAAUACUGCCCAUCUCUGCCCAUAGGGAUAUCCAAAGUCUACCCAAAUUUACCAGAGGCAUUACGAUCAGGUCACAUACAGCUGCACUCCGACUUGAUGAUUACUUGUGUGCUGCCAGUUUUGAGCAUGUGGGCAGGAUUGAAACAAACUCAGUUUUGGACGAGACUGACUUUAUAACCAUAAUUAUAAUUAUCCUAUUUACACUUUGUAAUCAAUUUUGACAGUAGAAUAAAUGUUUCGUAGUUAUAUCGAUGCCACAUUUCUAAAUGAGAAGUUGGUUUUGAGGGGCAGUUGCUUUGUAGCCCUUUCCUGCAGUCAAUGACCAAAAGCGUCUUCUUUUGCCUCAUGGGUGGAAUGUUAUUAAUACUUUUCAUAAUUUCAUCAUUAAUAACGUUUUAUAUAUUUAUUUUUACAAAAAAACCUACUUUUUUUACGACUGUCAAACAGUUUUGUUAUAUUUUAGUCUUCUGUGAUGUAUAUAAAGUGUAAUAUUAGGAUGCAAUCUCAAAAUUGAAUACAUUUCAACUCUAUAUCUGACAUGGUACAGGUGUCCUCUUUUUCUUAAGCCCAUAACCAUGUGUGAGGUGUAUACUUUUGUUUCAAAGUAGAUUUGUUUAAGACUACCAAGAAUCACUCUGUGUGACCCUGAUUUAGCCCACUGCAGUAAAAGGUGGUUAAGGAUAGAGUGUCACUAGCUAGGUUUCCAUCCAAUUGGCAACAGAUUUUCAUGCAAAUAUUCAAAAUACUGCAUAUAGAAAACAUCCGCAUUUUCCCACCAGUGGAUAGUGCACACAAAAUCUACUUUUUUGCUUACAUUUUCAUAUACUGAAUACAAAUCUAAUGUUCAAUGUAUUGCCAUCUAAUGUUCAACUCUACUGAUAGUUUUGUCACAAAAACUGUUGCGUUAAAUAGUAAAUGUGCCUACUCUGGUUUUGGCUCCUGUGCUCUAGCCAACAGUGUGGGUAGGCUCUGUGGGUAGGCUAUUCUACAUGAUGAGAUUAUGGAUAAGAGUGAAAAUGUUUUUAUUUGUCAAAACCGCAGUCAAGCAUCGGUCAUCAUGUCACCAGAAUAAGACCCUCGACAUUUAUUGGAAAGGAGCAUCAAGAUCAUCACCUUGCACUUUCACCACCGUGUGAAGUUCAUCAUAACUUAUUUCAUUUGUAGCCUAAUUUAAACUGCAUUGUUUCCCGAGUCGUAGUGGGAGGACCACACGUGUCAUCGCGUGACUCCAAUUUUACUUCGAUAUAAUGGUUAUUUUAUCAAUAUUUACACAUAAAGGUGUUUCCAUUGCCAUUUCUCGCAUAAUACAUUUUACAGACACAAAAAGAUCCCACCAUGUCGAACAAUCAAAUUAUCUGUCUGCAUUGAUAAAAUUGUACCUUAACUUCCUGUUUCCAUCACAGCUGUCAUGAUUUUUUUUUAUAUGGUACGACUUUACUCGCUUAAAAACUGGAUGGAAACAAUGUUAGUGUGACCUUUAAAGGGGCAAUCAGCAGUUGCUUCAUCAAUUUUUUGACUUAUAAAGGAAUGAUAUGUACCCAUUGAUUCUUGAAGAAUACAACUUAUAAAUGCCUCAUGAGCUUAUUUCAACUGUCAUACAUCAUCAGAACCCAAAAUAUACAUUUUACUCCAAUGUUUGUAAACAAAGUAAAUGUAAACAAACACUAUAUAGCCCCAAACAUGGUUAAAACUAUAAUUUUUAUAUCAUGGAUGCUCAGUCCUUGCAUCCGUAGCGCUGUCUAUGAAUUUCAGAGUGGUACUUUUCUCCAGCCCCAUCACUCAGCUUUUAACGGAAACAAACAGAGGGUACUUUGUUAUUGUUUCUACUGCUGAUUUCUGCUUUUAGAGAGUCAAGGUCAAGUGUAUAUUUACAUGGCUAAAAUGUCUCUCCCUCUCCCUCUCCCUCUCCCUCUCCCUCUCCCUCUCCCUCUCCCUCUCCCUCUCCCUCUCCCUCUCCCUCUCCCUCUCCAGAGCUGUAAGCCCCACAAGCGUUCAGUGUGUGGCAGUAACAGUAAGACGUACCGCAACCACUGUGAGCUCCACCGAGAUGCCUGUCUCACCGGCCUCAAGAUCCAGGUGGCCCACGACGGACACUGCCAGGGUGGGGAGAACACACACACACACACACUUUCUUGUUUACUUUGUGUGUGUAUAGCAGACCUGGGCAGAAAAUAGUUGUAUUUUGUAGUUUAUUUGAAAAUACCAACUUUUCAAAUACUCGAGGUAGUCCAAUAUAGAGAAUCCACUAAAGGCAACUAUUGGCAACUACACAGAACAAAAGUAUAAAUGCAACACAAUGCCACAGAUGUCUCAGGUUUUGAGGGAGUGUGCAAUUGGCAUGCUGACUGCAGCAAUGUCCACCAGAGCUGUUACCAGAGAAUUUAAUGUUAAUUACUCUACCAUAAGCCACAUCCAACGUCGUUUUAGAGAAUUUGGCAGUACGUCCAACCAGCCUCACAACCGCAGACAACGUGUCACAACCGAAGGAUUUCUGCACAAACUGUCAGAAACUGUCUCAGGGAAUCUCAUCUGCGUGCUCGUCGUCCUCACCAGGGUCUAGACCUGACUGCAGUUCGGCGUCGUAACCCACUUCAGUGGGCAAAUGCUCACCUUUGAUGGCCACUGGCACGCUGGAGAAGUCUGCUCUUCACGGAUGAAAUUCAACUGUACCGGGCAGAUGGCGUCGUGGGCGAUCGGUUUGCUUAUGUUAACGUUGUGAACAGAGUGGUAUGGGCAGGCAUAAGCUACAGACAACGAACACAAUUGCAUUUUAUCGAUUGCAAUUUGAAUGCACAGAGAUACUGUGACGAGAUCCUGAGGCCCAUUGUCAUGCCAUUCAUCCGCCGCCAUCACCUCAUGUUUCAGCAUGAUAAUGCACGGCUCCAUGUCGCAAGGAUCUGUACACAAUUCCUGGAAGCUGAAAAUGUCCCAGUUCUUCCAUGGCCUGCAUACUCACCAGACAUGUCACCCAUUGCGCAUGUUUGGGAUGCUAGAUAGACGUGUGUGACGGCAUGUUCCAGUUCCCGCCAAUAUCCAGCAACUUCGCACAGCCAUUGAAGAGGAGUGGGACAACAUUCCACAAGCCACAAUCAACAGCCUGAUCAACUCAAUGCGAAGGAGAUGUGUCGCGCUGCAUGAGGCAAAUGGUGGUCACACCAGAUACUGACUGUUUUUCUGAUCCACUCCCCUAACUUUUUUUUAAGGUGUCUGCGACCAACAUAUUCAUAUCUGUAUUCUCAAUCAUGUGAAAUCCAUAGAUUAGGGCCUAAUUAAUUUAUUUUAAUUGACUGAUUGCCUUAUAUGAACAGUAACUCAAUAAAAACGUUGAAAUUGUUGCAUGUUGCAUUUAUAUUUUUGUUCAGUGUAUUUCCUUUAAUAUUCAAAUACAGGUCUCAGAGAAACUAAUAAUAUUUGAAAAUAUUUUGAAUACCUCUCAGAAAAACAAAUAAUAUUUGGAGGUACUUGAAUAUAUGCAAGUUAUUUGAAAACAAAAAUAUAUAUUUAUUUGAUGGCUGCCAAAUAUUUCAUUGGCCUAAUGAAAUACUGUAUGUAUGGUAUUUUGUUAAUAAUUUAAAAAUAUAAUGAUAACAUAUUUACAGUGAGGGAAAAAAGUAUUUGAUCCCCUGCUGAUUUUGUAUGUUUGCCCACUGACAAAGAAAUGAUCAGUCUAUAAUUUUAAUGGUAGGUGUAUUUGAACAGUGAGAGACAGAAUAACAACAACAAAAUCCAGAAAAAUGCAUGUAAAAAAUGUUAUAAAUUGAUUUGCAUUUUAAUGAGGGAAAUAAGUAUUUGACCCCCUCUCAAUCAGAAAGAUUUCUGGCUCCCAGGUGUCUUUUAUACAGGUAACGAGCUGAGAUUAGGAGCACACUCUUAAUCUUAGCUUGUUACCUGUAUAAAAGACACCUGUCCACAGAAGCAAUCAAUCAAUCAGAUUCCAAACUCUCCACCAUGGCCAAGACCAAAGAUCUCUCCAAGGAUGUCAGGGACAAGAUUGUAGACCUACACAAGGCUGAAAUGGGCUACAACACCAUCGCCAAGCAGCUUGGUGAGAAGGUGACAACAGUUGGUGCGAUUAUUCGCAAAUGGACGAAACACAAAAUAAUCUCCCUCGGCCUGGGGCUCCAUGCAAGAUCUCACCUCGUGGAGUUGAAAUGAUCAUGAAAAACGGUGAGGAAUCAGCCCAGAACUACACAGGAGGAUCUUGUCAAUGAUCUCAAGGCAGCUGGGACCAUAGUCACCAAGAAAACAAUUGGUAACACUCUACGCCGUGAAGGACUGAAAUCCUGCAGCGCCCGCAAGGUCCCCCUGCUCAAGAAAGCACAUAUAAAGGCCCGUUUGAAGAUUGCCAAUGAACAUCUGAAUGAUUCAGAGGAGAACUGGGUGAAAGUGUUGUGGUCAGAUGAGACCAAAAUCGAGAUCUUUGGCAACAACUCAACUCGCCGUGUUUGGAGGAGGAGGAGGAGUGCUGCCUAUGACCCCAAGAACACCAUCCCCACCGUCAAACAUGGAGGUGGAAACAUUAUGCUUUGGGGGUGAUUUUCUGCUAAGGGGACAGGACAACUUCACCGCAUCAAAGGGACGAUGGAUGGGGCCAUGUACCGUCAAAUCUUGGGUGAGAACCUCCUGGAUGGGUAUUCCAGCAUGACAAUGACCCAAAACACACAGCCAAGGCAACAAAGGAGUGGCUCAAGAAGAAGGACAUUAAGGUCCUGGAGUGGCCUAGCCAGUCUCCAGACCUUAAUCCCAUAGAAAAUCUGUGGCGGGAGCUGAAGGUUCGAGUUGCCAAAUGUCAGCCUCAAACCCUUAAUGACUUGGAGAAGAUCUGCAAAGAGGAGUGGGACAAAAUCCCUCCUGAGAUGUGUGCAAACCUGGUGGCCAACUACAAGAAACGUCUGACCUCUGUGAUUGCCAACAAGGGUUUUGCCACCAAGUACUAAGUCAUGUUUUGCAGAGGGGUCAAAUACUUAUUUCCCUCAUUAAAAUGGAAAUAAAUUUAUAAGAUUUUUGACAUGCAUUUUUCUGGAUCUUUUUGUUGUUAUUCUGUCCUCACUGUUCAAAUAAACCUACCAUUAAAAUUAUAGACUGAUCAUGUCUUUGUCAGUGGGCAAACGUACAAAAUCAGCAGGGGAUCAAAUACUUUUUUCCCUCACUGUACUUAGGAUCUCACUUGGUGGAGUCCAUAGGACCAAAAAUGGAUGAAUGCAACAGCCUCUGUCCUUAACAAAUACAGUAAUGGGUGGUAACUCAAUUUACUCGAAAGGCACUCUGGGAAAUAUUGGAAUAAGGCUUUACACUAACCAGUUUGUUAAUUUAACACUGUUCCAGUGUCUAUAUGGGUCCAAAGACUCAACGCUGUCAGUGUAUUUUCUUUUUAUUUAUUUUUUUAACAAUUACACUGUUGAAUUUGCUGUGCAGUAUAUUGUCACAAUGUAUUUAUACUUAUCUGUACACAAUAUCAUUGGUUGAUUGGUUUUACUUGAUUAUCUACACCUGGGGCCUGUUCAGGAGAAUGGAAAUGUACAGAUUGUUCAGAUAUAAAUGUAUUUUGUAGAACAAAUAUGUUCUACUGUCAAAUUGGAAUAGUAUAGGACAUUGUGUGUGCUCUUUUUCAUUAUAUUUCUAUCUGCAACAUGCAGUUCCAGAUACAGCCCUGUCAUUAGUUGAAGGCAGCAAAUCCAAUAGUUUCUGAAAAGUAUUCACUUCCUGAGAUCUGUAUUCAAAUAUGUUGUUAAUGUAGUUGCUUUCUGAGAUCUGUAUUCAAAUAUAUAUAUAUAUAUAUAUUAAAAGUAGAUGCUUUUCAGAAUUGUAUUCACAUAGUUGUAGUCACCUCCAACGUAACUAUUUGUUACUUUCCACAAAGCAUAUUUAAAACAAUAGUUAUCCCAGGUCUGGUGUAUAGCACAUGACUGACCUUUAUAUCUGAUGCCUAUAUACUCAGGGGUACAAUCUCUGGUUGUCAUGACACAGUCAGUCUAUAUGCGAACCGACAGGUGACACAUAUGGUCCCAUACUCAUCUUUGAUUUACCUGACAGAUUAUCUCCUAGUGUUGAACUUUGAACCUGUACACCCAAUGACCUCUUCUUAUCUGUCUGUUGGCCUGGACAUUGAUCAAAUUGAUGAUAAAUCAGUUACUCCUGUGUUGUUGUAGGAGUGUCACAAAGAGGCUAUCAUGUCACGGUGUCCUUGGGCAUUAACGGUUAUUGUGGCAAUGUGACAUUGACAUGGUGAAAAACACUAGAUAGCAAGAAACGCUAGAUACUGUAAAGCACAAUGAAUUAAAGUGUUUUUUUUCUCUCUCUCUCUCUCUCUCUCUCUCUCUCUCUCUCUCUCUCUCUCUGUCGUCUGCAGAGAAGAAAGCAGAGCAAGCAGCUGCCAGCCCAGGUGAGUGAUUGUGACACGGUGACUCUGUGGGCUUUGGGCCAAUCAGAGGUCUGUAUCUCUUUGCUCUUAUCUCCUCUAGUCCUAAUGGGGCUUUAUCAGACAGAGUACACCUCUCUCAGAGCCCUAUCAGUGCUCUUCUGAUCUCUCAGUGCUCUAGUGACAAGCACACUUCUUUAAUGGUGCUCUAACCUUAUGCACUCCCUGUCACUAGACUUAACUGAUAGGGAGUGCCAAGUGUUAGGGGUUAGGACUGUACAUUUGGGCUCAUACUGAGCUGGGAGGUACUGGUGUUCUCUGGACAGAACAGGGAUUGUGUGGAUUGUAUCUUUAUCAUCCUAGAGAGUGUCAGAAAGGCUAGAGUACCUGCUAGAUUGUGUUUUUUGACAGUCACAUUCUCUAUCUCGCACUCCCUCUCUGUCUCUCUCACUCACACUCCCCCCUGUCUCUCUCUCUCAUCCCUCUCUCUAGUGGUGUGUUACGUAGCAGACCGUAAUGAGUUGAGGCAUCGUGUGAUCCAGUGGCUGCAGACUGAGGUGGUCCCAGACGGCUGGUUUGUCAAGGGCUCCAACUUUACCGACAUCCUGCUCAAAUACUUCAAGGUGUGUGUGUGUGUAUGUGUGUGUGUGUGUGUCUGUUCCAGUUGUGAUAUUGGUUCUAUGAAGUCCAAAACUAUGGACUAAAUGGAAAAUUAAUUGUGCACAAAAAUGUAAGCUGUUUUUACCCCUCACAUAGCGCAUACCUUUUGCCAUAAGCUGUCACAAAUAGAAGAGGUGGCUGGAAACUAUUGGGUCUUUACAGGAGGGACACCCCCCAACCUUCAGCCCCUCUCUCACACUGGCCAACUUAUGGUGUCUUGUACCAUACACCCCCCCAUCCCUAAUCACAUACCUCCAUCUCCGUUCCCUUACCCUUUCAGACUGGCACUGUGCUAAUCUAAACACUCAGAUGGUAACCUCUAUCCCUCCAUCCCUCCCUCCCUCCCUCCCUCCCUCCCUCCCUCCCUCCCUCCCUCUCUUCCUUUCCACCAUAAAUCAUCAACUCUAGCCUGAUCAUUUAUGUGAAAGCCAUCUCAGGCAUGACAGUGGACGGCCUUAACUCCUCUUAAUGACCAUCCGCCUCCUGUGGUGAAGGACCCCUGGCCCUGCCACGCUCCCAUUUGCUCAGAUGGCCAUAAAGGGGAAGUGCAGUCAAUGUUCAGAAAAGUCUCUAUUUUAUCCCAUAUACAGUUGAAGUCGGAAGUUUACAUACACCUUAGCCAAAUACAUUUAAACUCAGUUUUUCACAAUUCCUGACAUUUAAUCCUAGUAGAAAUUCCCUGUCUUAGGUCAGUUAGGAUCACCACUUUAUGUUAAGAAUGUGAAAUGUCAGAAUAAUAGUAGAGAGAAUGAUUUAUUUCAGCUUUUAUUUAUUUCAUCACAUUUCCAGUGGGUCCAGAAGUUUACAUACACUCAAUUAGUAUUUGGUAGCAUUGCGUUUAAAUUGUUUAACUUGGGUCAAACGUUUCCAGUAGCCUUCCACAAGCUUCCCACAAUAAGUUGGGUGAAUUCUGGCCCAUUCCUCCUGACAGAACUGGUGUAACUGAGUCAGGUUUGUAAGCCUCCUUGCUCGCACAUGCUUUUUCAGUUCUGCCCACAAAUGUUCUAUAGGAUUGAGGUCAGGGCUUUCUGAUGGCCACUCCAAUACCUUGACUUUGUUGUCCUUAAGCCACUUUGCCACAACUUUGGAAGUAUGCUUGGGGUCAUUGUCCAUUUGUUGAUCCUCAACACGGGGGCCCCUCAGGGGUGCGUGCUCAGUCCCCUCCUGUACUCUCUGUUCACCCAUGACUGCAUGGCCAGGCACGACUCCAACACCAUCAUUAAGUUUGCCGACGACACAACAGUGGUAGGCCUGAUCACCGACAACGAUGAGACAGCCUAUAGGGAGGAGGUCAGAGAUCUGGCCGUGUGGUGCCAGGACAACAACCUCUCCCUCAACGUGACCAAGACAAAGGAGAUGAUUGUGGACUACAGGAACAAAAAUAGGACUGAGCACGCCCCCAUUCUCAUCGACGGGGCUGUAGUGGAACAGGUUGAGAGCUUCAAGUUCCUUGGUGUCCACAUCACCAACGAACUAUCAUGGUCCAAACACACCAAGACAGUCGUGAAGAGGGCACGACAAAGCCUAUUCCCCCUCAGGAGACUAAAAAGAUUUGGCAUGGGUCCUCAGAUCCUCAAAAAAUUCUACAGCUGCACCAUCGAGAGCAUCCUGACUGGUUGCAUCACCGCCUGGUAUGGCAACUGCUUGGCCUCUGACCGCAAGGCACUACAGAGGGUAGUGCGUACGGCCCAGUACAUCACUGGGGCAAAGCUUCCUGCCAUCCAGGACCUCUAUAGCAGGCGGUGUCAGAGGAAGGCCCUCAAAAUUGUCAAAGACUCCAGCCACCCUAGUCAUAGACUGUUCUCUCUGCUACCGCACGGCAAGCGGUACCGGAGUGCCAAGUCUAGGUCCAAAAGACUUCUCAACAGCUUCUACCCCCAAGCCAUAAGACUCCUGAACAGCUAAUCAUGGCUACCCGGACUAUUUGCACUGCCCCCCCACCCCAUCCUUUUUACGCUGCUGCUACUCUGUUAAGUAUUUAUGCAUAGUCACUUUAACUCUACCCACAUGUACAUAUUACCUCAACUACCUCAACUAGCCGGUGCCCCCGCACAUUGACUCUGCAACGGUACCCCCCUGUAUAUAUAGCCUCCCUACUGUCACUUUAUUUUACUUCUGCUCUUUUUUUCUCAACACUUUUUGUUGUUGUUGUUUUAUUCUUACUUUUUUGUUUAAAAUAAAUGCACUGUUGGUUAAGGGCUGUAAGUAAGCAUUUCACUGUAAUGUCUGCACCUGUUGUAUUCGGCGCAUGUGACCAAUAAAAUUUGAUUUGAUUUGAUUUGCGACCAAGCUUUAACUUCCUGACAGAUGUCUUGAGAUGUUGCUUCAAUAUAUCCACAUGAUUUUCCUGCCUCAUGAUGCCAUAUAUGUUGUGAAGUGCACCAGUCCCUCCUGCAGCAAAGCACCCCCACAGCAUGAUGCUGCCAUCCCUGUGCUUCACGUUUGGGAUGGUGUUCUUUGUCUUGCAAGCUACCCCCCUUUUCGUCCAAACAUAAUGAUGGUCAUUAUGGCCAAACAGUUCUAUUUUUGUUUCUUCAGACCAGAGGACAUUUCUCAAAAAAAUCUGAUCUUUGUCCCCUUGUGUAGUUGCAAACCGAAGUCUGGCUUUUUUAUGGCGGUUUUGGAGCAGUGGCUUCUUCCUUGCUGAGCGGCCUUUCAGGUUAUGUCGAUAUAGGACUCGUUUUACUGUGGAUAUAGAUACUUUUGUACCUGUUUCCUCCAGCAUCUUCACAAGGUCCUUUGCUGUUGUUCUGGGAUUGAUUUGCACUUUUCGCACCAAAGUACGUUCAUCUCUGGGAGAAAGAUCGCGUCUCCUUCCUGAGCGGUAUGACGGCUGCGUGGUCCCAUGGUGUUUAUACUUGCAUACUAUUGUUUGUACAAAUCAGGCGUUUGGAAAUUGCUCCCAAGGAUGAACCAGACUUGUGGAGGUCUACAAUUUUGUUUCUGAGGUCUUGGCUUAUUUCUUUUGAUUUUCCCAUGAUGUCAAGCAAAGAGGCACUGAGUUUGAAGGUAGGCCUUGAAAUACAUCCACAGGUACAGCUCAAUUAGCCUAUCAGAAGCUUCUAAAGCCAUGACAUCAUUUUCUGGAAUUUUCCAAGCUGUUUAAAGGCACAGUCAACUUAGUGUAUGUAAACUUCUGACCCACUGGAAUUGUAAUACUGUGAAUUAUAAGUGAAAUAAUAUGUCUGUAAAUAAUUGUUGGAAAAAUUACUUGUGUCAUGCACAACAUAGAUGUCCUAACCGACUUGCCAAAACUAUAGUUUGUUAACAAGAAAUUUCAAGAAAACUACUUCAAAAUGGAGAUGGCCUCAAUGGCGCUGCCCAUGCACUCACAGACGCCAUAAUGGGACAGAUGUAACGUUGCGAUCUCUAUAUAACUCUGUGACAUUAUCCCCACUGGUUACAGUUUCUAUCACACACAUGAAAACAUGAGAGAGAUUCAUUUGAAAUCAAAAGACCAUUGUUCUCCUGUCUCUUCCAGUCUCCUCUAUGUGCCUCGUUUCUGAGAGUUCCAUUAACUCUCCACAGAGACAGAGCACAGUGAAAUAAUGGAGCCAAAAGUAUAGUCCCACACACCACCACAUCUACGCACUAAAGAUAAACUCAGCAAAAAAAUAAACGUCCCUUUUUCAGGACCCUGUCUUUCAAAGAUAAUUCGUAAAAAUCCAAAUAACUUCACAGAGCUUCAUUGUAAAGGGUUUAAACACUGUUUCCCAUGCUUGUUCAAUGAACCAUAAACAAUUAAUGAACAUGCAACUGUGGAAUGGUCAUUAAGACACUAACAGCUUACACACGGUAGGCAAUUAAGGUCACAGUUAUGAAAACUUAGGACAUUAAAGAGGCCUUUCUACUGACUCUGAAAAACACUAAAAGAAAGAUGCCCAGGGUCCCUGCUCAUCUGCGUGAACAUGCCUUAGGCAUGCUGCAAGGAGGCAUGAGGACUGCAGGUUUGGCCAGGGCAAUAAAUUGCAAUGUCCGUACUGUGAGACGCCUAAGACAGCGCUACAGGGAGACAGGACGGACAGCUGAUCGUCCUCGCAGUGGCAGACCACGUGUAACAACACUUGCACAGGAUCGGUACAUCCGAACAUCACACCUGCGGGACAGGUACAGGAUGGCAACAACAACUACCCGAGUUACACCAGGAACGCACAAUCCCUCCAUCAGUGCUCAGACUGUCCGCAAUAGGCUGAGAGAGGCUGGACUGAGGGCUUGUAGGCCUGUUGUAAGGCAGGUCCUCACCAGACAUCACCGGCAACAAAGUCGCCUAUGGGCACAAACCCACCGUCGCUGGACCAGACAGGACUGGCAAAAAGUGCUCUUCACUGACGAGUCGCGGUUUUGUCUCACUAGGGGUGAUGGUCGGAUUCGCAUUUAUCGUCGAAGGAAUGAGCGUUACACCGAGGCCUGUACUCUGGAGCGGGAUCGAUUUGGAGGUGGAGGGUCCGUCAUGGUCUGGGGCGGUGUGUCACAGCAUCAUCGGACUGAGCUUGUUGUCAUUGCAGGAGAUCUCAACGCUGUGCGUUACAGGGAAGAUAUCCUCCUCCCUCAUGUGGUACCCUUCCUGCAGGCUCAUCCUGACAUGACCCUCCAGCAUGACAAUGCCACCAGCCAUACUGCUCAUUCUGUGCAUGAUUUCCUGCAAGACAGGAAUGUCAGUGUUCUGCCAUGGCCAGCAAAGCGCCCGGAUCUCAAUCCCAUUGAGCACGUCUGGGACCUGUUGGAUCGGAGGGUGAGUGCUAGGGCCAUUCCCCCCAGAAAUGCAGGUGCCUUGGUGGAAGAGUGGGGUAACAUCUCACAGCAAGAACUGGCAAAUCUGGUGCAUGAGGAGGAGAUGCACUGCAGUACUUAAUGCAGCUGGUGGCCACACCAGAUACUGACUGUUACUUUUGAUUUUGACCCCCCCUUUGUUCAGGGACACAUUAUUCAAUUUCUGUUAGUUACAUGUCUGUGGAACUUGUUCAGUUUAUGUCUCAGUUUUUGAAUCUUGCUAUGUUCAUACAAAUAUUUACACAUGUUAAGUUUGCUGAAGAUAAACGCAGUUGACAGAGAGAGGACGUUUCUUUUUUUGCUGAGUUUACAAUGGAGCCUUUAAGUAUCCCUCCACCCCAAUGUAGAGGUUCACACUGGGGGACCCCCGGGGGGGAGGAGAUUAAAUACCAUAUCUAUCUCCAAGGCAACAGGUCCCUGCAUUCAAACCCCUCAAUCCCCUUAUCUGGCAGGGCCAGAUAAGACUGUCUCACUUUCUCUCCCUAUACACUAUGUCUGUCUGUCAAUCUCUCUCUUUAUAGAAUAGAACUCCAUGGCUCUUCCAUUUCCAUGUGUCCCCCCUCACUCUGGAUUAGCAGGCUAGAAGCAGGUGUUUUAUCAGUUAAAGGGACAUAUGAUUGGAAAGUGAUUGAUAGAGAAACUCUUCUCUACUCCUACUAACUCUGUUUGUGUGUGUGUGCGUGCGUGCAUGCGUGCGUGUACACAGAACUACGACAAUGGUGACUCCACGCUGGACUCCUCAGAGCUUCUCAAAUUCAUCCAACAUAAUGACUCCAACGUGGACAUGCAGUCAUACGCAGACCAGGAGAGCAACAAGCUGCUCAGGUCAGUGUGUGUGCGUGUGUGCGUGCUUGUGUGCUAUUUCAUCUUUAAAAAGCGUAUCUACUUCUAGUGUAGUGUAAAUCCGAGCCAUAUACAUAGUGUACCGUAAAUGUAUAUGAAUACCUCUACAGUAUCUAUAUCUUAUCCUCAGCUGUACAGUAUAGGGUUUCUGAGGAGUUGGUGCUAUAUAAAGCCCUACUUUCCCUCUCUCUGAGCCUUAAACCCUGUGUGACCCAGUCUAAACUGCACCGGGGGCCUCCUGUGGGUGAUCUAACCCUCACAGACACCUGUUCUGUACAUUAUCUGAGCCUGGGUUUCCACUGUGCUGCUCACUGGAGCAGUGCUGCAAUGCUUCUUCAGGUUUGGAGAAAAUAAACUGCCUAAAUCAGCCACUUCUAUUGCCCAUACAUGAGAAGGGCCCUGAGUAUUUCCUGGCCAUGUGACUUGACCAGGGACAACUCUGGGCCCUGCAAAUGAAGGAUGGAUAACCUUUAAAAACAAAUCUAGUUGUUUCAACUAACUAUUGUUAAGUAACUGGUUCCACAGCCUUUUUUUAAUUACUAAACAUUUCGGUCCAAAUGUUACCUGAACAAAAAAAAGAGUUGGCCCAAACUCCAACGUAGGCAAAAUUCUGUCAAUUUAAAAUGAUGUGUUUGCUUACAUAUUUGACAUACAUGAUUACAUUGUGCAUUGAUACAGUCAUUAUUAUUCAACAUGUCUUCACCUGGGAUUUGGAUUCGCAACCUCUUGGUUCAUGGCAUUCUGAUCUUCCUGCUAUGCCACCACGUCUGGGUUAUUUAUCAGUUAAUCUGACUAUUCUCUCAUCAUUGAUUUGAUUUACUUAUUUCAGCAAUUUUAGGUUUUUCUGUAUAGUUGUCUAAUGUUGGUGGUGCAUAUAACUCUGUUUUAAUGUCAGUCCUUAAUCAUUAUGAUAAAUAAAAUAGUUUUAUUGAGUGUACUUUUAACAAAGCUGAGAUUUACUUUGAAGUGCAAAGUGUAGCAAUACAGGUAAAAUCAGUCUUCGACACAGAUAUGGUGGCCUAGCAGAAAGAUUGGAAUGUCGUAAAACCAAGAGGUUUUCAAAUCCCAGGUGAGGACAUGUUGAAUAGUAAUUACUGUAUAAGAGAACAUGCAUGAUGUGUGUCAAAUAUUGUAUGUUAAAAGCACUGUUUGUGUAACCAGUUGCACAGCCUUUUUUUAGUUAAAAUGCCCAAAUAAUAAUUUCUAUUUGAAUGAACAUAUGAGACAAUUCUGAGCAAACACUUCAUUUUAAGUAUACUUUUUUUUUCUUAAGUUGGAGCUAAGUUUGAGGCAACUUUUUUUUUUUGGUUCAGGUAACAGUUGGACCGAAAAGUUGAGUAAACAAACAAAAAAUGGCUGUGGAACCAGUUACUUAAUAAUAAUUAGUUGAAACAACAAGAUUUGUUUUACAGUGUAGGAAGAUUCUGUAUGCAAAAUAAUCCACUAACUUAACUUUUUUAUCAGACAUCCAACACAGUCAGAAACUAUGUCCAAUAACCAUCUCAACAGCUAUGCAUAGCUAUGAGUACAGGCAGUGAAUGUGAACUUGUGUGUGUGUUUCUUUGUCCUGUUCCCAGAAGCCUGUGUGUGGACGCCCUGAUCGAGCUGUCCGAUGAGAACGCUGACUGGAAGCUUAGCUUCGAUGAAUUCCUCAGCUGCCUGAAGCCCGGCUUCAACCCACCUGAGAAGAGUGAGCUCACAGACACAUGACCCUUGACCCCAUGACUCUAUGACGACAACACUGCACACCACUGCUGACAUCACACGUUUUUUUCUCAGUUCAUUACACAAAUACCUCUAUAUCAACCUCUCUGAUACAUGCAGUAAACUGCAGUAUGUGCAUGGGAUUUACAUUAUGUUAAUCAAAAUACCAAAUUUAUUCACCACAACCACAAGCAUAUCUACUGUAACUCACCCUAAUAUACUUGAAAUUCAUUCAAGCAAAAACAGCUAAAUAUUAUUUAUUUACAGACAAGAGUAUUUUUCCUCAGUCUGUUGUACUGUACUGAGUUGAGCAGAGGCUGUGCAACCUGUUAUAACCCCUUGUCCCGCCUGCGGGACAAUCAAAUAUUAUUUUUCAUAAUUUUCAUAAUUAUUUUAACUAGCUAGCUAUAGCUACUAGAAGGGAAGCUAGCAAACAACACCCAAAAUUGCGACCAAAGGUAAUGUAAAUGUUUUUAUUAUUCAUCCAAUCAUAAACAUAUUUGGUGGUGUUGGGCCAGCCUUUGUUGAUCUAUUGGGGAACGAGAAAGAAUAGCUCGGUUUGAAAUUCAUUUGGAUGUCUAUGAAGGAAACAUUAAGUUUGGCUUACAAUUUUAUAUUUCCUUUUUUUUCUAAGUAUAAAUUGUACAUUAUUUUGUGUAUAGGAUGGACCUAAGAAAGUUUGAAAGACUUAAAUGUAAUCUUACAUGUAUGCUAUUUCAAAUGAUACACCGGGCCCAGUACAGUGUUUUAACAGAGGGCAUCACCCCUUUGUCUACUCACUGGCAGCCAUCUUGAGAUUCAGCACUUCAGCUUUCCUGCAUUACCCUACUCUAUACAUUUCUGGAUUUAUUAGCUGUUAAAAAAGGGUUACUAUCAUUAACACAAUGGGAAAAUCUAAUAAUUUAUUAUUGAAAUAUUGAAAUAACAUGGGCGACUGAGAAAAACAAAUUGGUACAAUUUAAGGCCAUGUGACAAACAAUAAUGCACUUGUUGAUGACGUUGAGACUGGUGUUUUGCGGGUACUAUUUAAUGAAGCUGCCAGUUGAGGACCUGUGAGGCAUCUGAUUCUCAAACUAGACACUCUAAUGUAUUUGUCCUCUUGCUCAGUUGUGCACUGGGGCCUCCCACUCCUCUUUCUAUUCUGGUUAGAGCCAGUUUGUGCUGUUCUGUGAAGGGAGUAGUACACAGCAUUGUAUGAGAUCUUCAGUUUCUUGGCAAUUUCUCGCAUGGAAUAGCCUUCAUUUCUCAGAACAAGAAUAGACUGACGAGUUUCAGAAGAAAGUUAUUUGUUUCUGGCCAUUUUGAGCCUGUAAUCGAACCCACAAUUGCUGAUGCUCCAGAUACUUAACUAGUCUCAAGAAGGCCAGUUUUAUUGCUUCUUUAAUCAGCACAACAGUUUUCAGCUGUGCUAACAUAAUUGCAAAAGGGUUUUUAAAUGAUAAACUUGGAUUAGCAAACACAACGUGCCAUUGGAACACAGGACUGAUGGUUGCUGAUAAUGGGCCUCUGUACGCCUAUGUAGAUAUUCCAUAAAAAAUCUGCAGUUUCCAGCUACAAUAGCCAUUUACAACAUUAACAAUGUCUACACUGUAUUUCUGAUCAAUUUGAUGUUAUUUUAAUGGACAAAAAAAUUGCUUUUCUUUCGAAAACAAGGACAUUUCUAAGUGACCCCAAACUUUUGAACGGUAGUGUAUCUAAAAUAAUGGUGAGUAUUACACUAAGCGGAAUUGCCCGGAAUUGCCCACAAGGCUGGGGUUAUAACAGGUUCAGGUUAAUGAUGUAGGGGAAAGUUCAGUGUUUGACCUCACUCACAGCUGAAGCAGGCAGCUGCACACAUUCCAGUCCGGAAAACAGAGCCUACCCUGGGGCCUCACCAGAGCUAAGGACACAGAUACUGUAGUAGAGUGCUUUAACAUACUAUGCAAACACACUCGCACUCCCUAUCGCUCUGCUGCGCUCUUUCUGCUGUGGACUAUGCACAAACUCCGCACUACUCAACUGCAUUGCCAAUGUUUUAUUUAGACAGUUAGAAUAAAUCGAUUCAACUGAAAAGCAGGGAAUUUUCUAUCUCUUUGUUAGAUGUGGGGUGUAUGAGAGGCACUAUAACUGCUGUACCCGAUCUAUUUUCAACUUGAAUUCUAUGUGCCCCCCUGCAGAGUGUGCCCUGGAGGAUGAGACCUAUGAUGAUGGGUCUGAGACGCAGGUGGAGUGUAACCGCUGUGUGUGUGCCUGUGGCAACUGGGUCUGCACCGCCAUGACCUGCACUGGUGAGGAGAGAAACACCAGCACACCUGCAUAGACACAUUGGCUCAUCUAAAAGUCAUCUUAACCACAAACAGCACAACAGAUAAGGACUCAACACCUGUCCUUCUCUCUCUCCAGUUGUUCCUGUAAUUCUUUCAUUCUUUGCAUCUCUUUCUCAGACAAGACAGCGGUUGUCGAGGAGACCGGGGAGGCGGGACAGGAGAUGACCGAGGAGGAAUGGAGCCUCCGUGUGACCGAGCUUAACAAGCACCAGGUCAGCCUGUCACCAGAGGCAACAGUUGGUCAAUGUUCAACGGACAGACCAGGCCGCUCUCCAAUCUCCCCAGACAGAUGGGUAGCUCUGGAAUCUGUCUAGACAGAGUUAUCAACUAGCUACAAUAUUAUUGAAAGUUCAGAACAAAUGAGUUUAUUACACCCAUUUCAACCCUUGAAAGAUGUGUACUACACCCCAUGAGUAAUUAAGGGUGGUUUGAACAGUCAUGACUAUGCAAAUAGUGGACCUAGACCAGGGCUCUCCAACCCUGUUCCUGGAGAGCUACCCUCCUGUAGGUUUUUGCUCCAAUGCCAGUUGUAACUAAUCUAAUUUAGCUUAUCAACCAGUUCAUUAUUAGAAUCAGGUGCGCUAGAUUAGGGUUGGAGCCCUGAUCUAGACCAUAGGGAGUGGGUGAUAUGCUUUGUCAUACAAUACAGCAUGUUUAGUUGUCCUGAGAAAGAAACAGUGGGAGAGUUGUUCUUUAUUGAUGACUAACCUUGUGCAGACCAUGCAACUCAUUGUGUGUGUAUUUGUAUUUAUUAUAGAUCCCCAUUACUUUUCCUAGGGUCCAACAACAUUAAGGCAGUUAUACAAUUUAAAAAACAUUACAAUACAUUUCACAAUAGAUUUCACAGCACAUUAAGUGUGUGCCCUCAGGCCACUACUCUACUACAACUUAUCUACAACACAAAAUCCAUGUGUACAUGUGAGCAGUUCUGGCUCUCAGCCAUAGAAGAGUCAGCAAGGUCAUGUACUCUGUCCUCAAACAGAAUAUCUUCCAACAUCAAACAUUAACAUCAACAACAACAACGUUGUAAUGUUUUCCCAUGAAUGUAUUAAUACUAAAAAGUAAGCCAAUAUUGAAGUUAAGAACAGGUAGAGAUCCUUUACACUAGAGGAACUAAGGGGAAGUCAUCCUCGGCACUGGGUAGAGGAAUAUGGGGUAUUGAGUCUGUUACUAUCUAAUCAGAGUUACAUGGCAUAUAUUGCUCUUCUCAUGACAAUAUAUUACAUUCUCCUUUCAUAUCCGCGAUCUCCCUCUAUCCCCAUCUCUGUCUCUCUCUCCCUCUACCCCCCCCCCCCCCCCUCUUUCAAACACAGGAAACAGUGGAGAAGAUGAAGGCCAGCACAAAGGAGGCCUAAGAGGCCGAAAUGAGGGCUUGAAGGAGAGAGAGAGAGAGAGAGAGAGAGAGAGGGAGAGCGAGAGAGAGAGAGAUCACUCUUCCUCCAUACUUGAUGUACCUUGA
Messenger RNA from Coregonus sp. 'balchen', 65912 nucleotides. Lineage: Eukaryota; Metazoa; Chordata; Actinopteri; Salmoniformes; Salmonidae. The record is from the annotation of a GenBank genome assembly.